AGAUAUAAAAAUGGAGGACUCCUUUCGUUGCUGAAGACUGCCAUCGCUAGUACUUAAAAACAUUUCUGUCGCCAAACCUGGAGCGACUCUUUGUUUUAUUUGGAUUAAUAAUUUUAUUUGAAGUAUAUUGUUUUCUUUUGAUGUAUUAUUAGGUGGAUAUGUUAAUGUAAAGUAAGACGAAAUCAUAAUUGUAUUGUAGGCUUACAUUCUUCGGAAACUAGUACUGAGUAAAGUUCAGUAGGCCUAGCCUAGAGAAUUAGUUAGCCUAGUUUCAAGAAAAUAAAUAUGCCUUUUUAGAAGAGUGCUGUGGUGGUUAUUUACUGUGGAUUAAUUACACACAUAUUUUAACAGUAAAAACCUACAUCGAUGUUGGUGUUUGUGGACGAGUCAAUAUGGUCAACUUUAACUUUAGGAUAGUGGUGAAUAAUAAUUGUGUUUGAUUUUGUAGGUAGUGUAAAAGUAAAAGUGCUUUUUCCUAUAAUUUGGUUUCUUUUGUGCCUUGUUUAUCAAUAAAGUUGACAUUUGGAUUAGCAGCAUCAGCACCAUGACUACUCUCACGGAUUGUACUAUUGGGAGUACGACAACUGACAACAACAACAUCAAACCUUUGUCCGAAAUUACGGGCACAGGGAUUCAAUCUCCAACGAGCCCUAAAGGGCCCAUCCAAACGGGCCCCAAACACAAACUCAUCACAGAAGCGGAUGUUCAAGUAUGUCGGCUCAAUCACACAAGGACCAUAGUCAGUAAAAUAAUGAACUCUCGAUAUCUAAGGCGAUGGGAAAGUCAUAGAAUUGUUUUGGAUGAUAACGAAAUGCGGUCUACCACAGUAAGUUUUUUAAAUCUCCAUUUCUGAAAGCUAAAGUUCAUUAAUGAAAUGAUUUCAUUAAUGAACUUUAGUAGCUUUAACUUUUUAGUAAUGUUAGGCUCUUAUGUUAGCCUAUAUUCAUAUAUAAUUAUAUUUAUAUGAUAUAUGGUUGUUUGUAUAAUGGGGUGGGGCUCAGGUACAAAAAUCAAUACUAAUACUCUAGUCCUAGUCUAACAAGUUCAUGGCUGUUGAGUAAAGACUAUAGAAAAAUGAAGUAUAGAAUUUUACUCUUAAUGGGCUACUAUUUUUUUGUUUUGCUUUAGACUAUUUAGAUUUAAAUGCUUGUUAUUUUGUCAGCAAAUAGCAGUCAGCUGGUGAGUGGUGUAGUCUGAUGUGUGCAACACUCAACUGUCAACAGGGAAUGGUCUUAACUGUCUUAAUUAUAGCCUAGUCGAAAUGGAUUGAAUUAUUACUAAGUCUAGGUCUAUUAUAUGCCAUGGCCAUAGGCCUAUAUGAACAGAAUAUGAUAUAUUAUAGAUUGUCAUUAGUAUUUAAUAAGUUUAUAAAAUAUUUAUAUUAGCUCACUACAAAGCCAUUAUUCCUAAUGAAUGACGUUAAUGUUUAAUUUAAAAUAUCUACACUCUAAAUUUAUAAUUGAUUAUGAACCACAGACUAUUUCAGUAUUGUAAACUUAAAUAGCUAAAUGAAACUAAUUGCAUAUUUUGAAUGAAGUUGUUAAAUAUUGUCUUGCCCAAGCCCAAGUAUUUUACAUAAUUUAUUUACUGUUCCCACUUUGAGGCAGGGUUUAAUUCAGCCAGUUAGUAGGAGUUCCCAAAAUUUGUUUCUGAAGCUGUCUUGUUGGCUUGUUUUUAUCGUUGUUUUUUUAUCUCUUUUUUUCUUCUUCUCAAAAGACAUGUUUAGAAUGUCAGUUUAAUAUGGCAAACUAGUUGUUCAAUCUUUUGAAAGACACCACUGACCACUGUAGUUAGACUAUUCUAAAUUUAAUUACUAAGUCUAUUACCUUAGAACAGUGAUCGGCAAACUCAUUAGUCAAAAGAGCCAAAAAUCAGCAGCAGGGCAAUUAAACAAUCUUUGAGAGCCAAAUUUCUUUUCAAGAACCUGUCAUGAACCAUGUUUUUUUUUUUUGGAGUCAAAACCCAUUUGUGGCCACUGACUGAGCCGCACUCAGGUCCUUAAAGCACCACAUUUUGCAGACCACUGACUUAGAAUGUCAGAAAUUCCCUUAAAGAUAUAUAAAUUAAAAUGUGUUCAAAAUAUCAAAACUGAUUUCUUCUAAUAUUAAAGAAUAGUCUAGCUACAGUGGUCAGUGUUGUCUUCCAAAAAAUUGAACAACUACUUUGCCAUAUUAUAUGAUAUUGAAAUUCAUUCUAACUCUGUCUUUUGAGAAGAAAGUGAGUUAAUAAAACCCUGUCAGUUAAUAACAAUAAUUUAGACAUAAGGGCUGUGAUAAUAAGAAUAUUAAAAUGUACUUCUUAAUUGAUUCAAAUCGUUUAAGUUUGGUAAAUAAAUGCAAAAGUAAAUAACUUCUUAGAGGUAAUUAUGAUUGUCACAUUUAAUUUUCUUAAUUGCUCACAUAAGAAAUAAAAUGUAUGCAGAAUAUCCGAGUGUAUCUAAAAUAACUGUUAUGCAUAUUGUUUCUAGAUUGUAACCAUGCAAUACAAAAUGUAUUUUUAUUAACAGAAGGAAAUUUAAUAUCAAAGAUAGUGUUUAUGAUAACAUCGUUCUUUUUAUAAAAACUUAAAUAACUAGCUUCAUCUUGUUUUAUUCUUCUGCUCCAAGGCAUUGCAAAACAUAACUAUUUUCAUAAACACGCUUCAUUAAGUUAUUGUUGUAUGCUUAACUUGAGUGUUGGAGAAAGGACAUGAAUAUAACAUAUUAUUGGCCAUUUAAUAAUGUUUUAUGCAGUCUUUAUGGAAUUAUAUGGUCUUGGUUUUAUUUUGUGUGGGGUUUGUGAAUCUAUUUGAGGAGGCCAUCUCUUUGUGCUGAUUAGUUUAAAUAAAUGUCUUUUGGUUCAUGCAAUGGACAGGAGCAGUAAUCAUUGUCAAUGUACUUGCAGUUCUUUAAAAGGAAAAAAUAUUGCUCAGCCAUAAAAUGGUUACAUUUAAUGUGUGGGUGAUUUUCAAUUCAUAUAGUGGCAUUUUAGCUCUAGAUGUCAGUAUGCCACUUAGAGCAUUCCUUGACAGUUAAGAUAACACAUUUUCUGUGACAAGAUGCCCCUUUUAUAAAGUUAUCCCAAUCUCAACAUCUUUAAAAAAAAAAAAAAAAAAAAAAAAAAAAAUAAAAAAAUAAAAAUAAAAAAAAAAAAAAAAAAAAAAAAAUUGAAAAAAACAAAAAAGCCUUAAAAAUUUAUUAAAGGAUUCCCUCUAUUUUUGUGACUUUGUAUGAGGGUUGUGGAAUAAUUAGAUUUUUUUUAUUCUACCAUUAAAAAAAAAAAAAAAAAAAAAAAAAAAUUGCAACAAUCGAAACAGCCUUACAAAUUUAUUUAAGGCUUCGCUCUAUUUCUGUGACUUUGUAUGAGGGCUGUGGAAUAAUUAGAUUUGUUGUAGUCUACCAUUAAAAAAUAAAAGAGCCGUUCGUUCGGGGUUUGAGGAAACAUGAGGUGUCAAAAAUUAUGUAAAGUGUGGAAGGCCUGAUGUCCAUUGUUGGAUUUGUGCAGUGACGGUAGUCAAACAAAGUUUAGAUAGUCCAACUUAUACAUUCCGUGAGCCAUAUAAAACACGUCUCAUAUUGGAAGUCAGUGAUAAUACGAUAUAUACCCGUGUAUCCGUAUAGGUCACACUACUGGAUGAGUUGCACCCUUAAUUUGGGGGUGUUCAAUUGGGCAUUUGAGUUGGCCCGCAGAUAGGUCACAUCCUUAGUUUGAGGAGUAACUUGGCUCUUUUUAAAUAUUAAGUCUGUUAUAUGAACUGUGCUUUUGUUUCGUGAGUUUAGUUCAAAAGCUUCGGGUGGCUAAUUGGCCCACUUUUCGUCAACCUAUCGAGCUGAAACUUGGCACAUAGACUCGAUGACAACACAUUCUACCAAAUUGUCAGCCCCACCUAUGCCUCCUAAAAUCAGUUCCUCCUGUUUUUCAAUGGAAGAUUAAGGAAACAUGAUAAAACUGAUAGCUGGUGGGUCAUUAGAAUAUUAUAUAUAGUUCAGGGCGUGAAAAAAAAUUGGGGUUGUUAGUCUUUUGGGGGAGGAGGGAGGGCACUAAAUUGGGAUUCUUAUUAAGUGCGUUACUUUUAUGUAUGUCUUGUCAAAUGUUCAGCCCCACUCCAAUUGCCAGAUAUCACAUUUAAAUUUUAUAAAGGAUUUUUACGAAAGACCUUGUUUUUAAAGAGGAGGGGGCGAGGGUUCUUACAGUACAGCCGGUACAUAUUUGUUUAAUAUUAACCGCUGUCUAGUAAAAUACAAAUGUUUUAAUAAGAACUUAAAAACGGAAGCAAUCAGUUAUUUGUUUAUUAAAGAAUAGGUAGUUAAUAAAACACAAUAAAUGAUUGUCCUGUGCUCGGGGGUAAGUAAGAGGAUACAAUCGCCGUUAAGCCACGCUCUCUGUCUCAGGGCGACCCAGACCGCCCCGGGCCCAUACUUCGGUGUACACGUCGAGGGAGAACGGGAAAGUUGUAAAUGGAAGUGGAUUCGCUUUGUCAAGGUCACUUUAUCAGAGGGGACGCGUCGCAGCCUUCCUAGAGACGUGUAUAUCCGUGACGCGCAUGAAUGGACCCGGGGGUAGGGAGGCGCGUGUGGGGGAGGGGGGGGACGUCUUGGAUGGGAUAAUGUUAGACUUCAAUAAUUAAAAUCUCAUGUAACGCCCGCUGGUAAGAGUUGUAAGACCUUUGAAUGACAUAUGGGUUACAUAUACUUAUACGGUGCACCUCAUAAACCCCACGUGAAAUCUGGAACCUUCGGUAAUCACCGACCUGCGUGUAACGUUUCCAUGCAUACUAUAUUGAUGAAACGAUACCAUGGACUGUACAUACAUUUAAUCAAACUAGUAUCAUUAUAUAAAAAGCUCAUUUUAAGAUACCAUGGACUGUGCAUACAUUUAUCAAACUAGUAUCAUUGUAUAAAAAGAUCAUUAAGAUACCAUGGACUGUGCAUACAUUUAUCAAACUAGUAUCAUUAUAUAAAAAGCUCAUUAAGAUACCAUGGACUGUGCAUACAUUUAUCAAACUAGUAUCAUUAUAUAAAAAGCUCAUUAAGAUACCAUGGACUGUACAUACAUUUAUCAAACUAGUAUCAUUAUAUAAAAAGCUCAUUUUAAGAUACCAUGGACUGUGCAUACAUUUAUCAAACUAGUAUCAUUGUAUAAAAAGAUCAUUAAGAUACCAUGGACUGUGCAUACAUUUAUCAAACUAGUAUCAUUAUAUAAAAAGCUCAUUAAGAUACCAUGGACUGUACAUACAUUUAAUCAAACUAGUAUCAUUAUAUAAAAAGCUCAUUAAGAUACCAUGGACUGUGCAUACAUUUAUCAAACUAGUAUCAUUAUAUAAAAAGCUCAUUAAGAUACCAUGGACUGUGCAUACAUUUAUCUAACUAGUAUCAUUAUAUAAAAAGCUCAUUAAGAUACCAUGGACUGUGCAUACAUUUAUCAAACUAGUAUCAUUAUAUAAAAAAGCUCAUUAAAAUACCAUGGACUGCACAUAUAUUUAUCAAACUAGUAUCAUUAUAUAAAAAGCUCAUUAAAAUACCAUGGACUGUGCCUACAUUUAUCAAACUAGUAUCAUUAUAUAAAAAAACUCAUUAAGAUACCAUGGGCUGUACAUACAGUUAUCAAACAAGUAUCGUUAAAUAACAAGCUCAUUAAGAUAACAUAGACUGUACAUAAAGUAUCAGACUAGUAUAGCUAUAUGAAAAGCUAAUCUUUUACGUUUUAUUGAAAGAAAAAAAAGAAGAAAAAAAAGAACUAGAGUUGUUUAAUUUGUGUUUUAUAUUGUGUUUCCUUUGGGCACACCAAAGCAAGGUUGGUGUCUGGAAAAUAGGGUUGAUAUUUAGAGAAGGAUCCCUUAAGCAUUAAGGAGCUCGUGACACUUUCCCAUUCUUUGGUAACAACAAAUGUUAAAUUUUACAGCCUGUCACGGAUUAGGGCUGUAAGUGAACAAAGAAAAGGAACAUUGUGUGUGGGUGUGGGGGGGGGGGGAGUUGAAAGUGGGUAACCUAUAGUUCAUUCUCAAACACGACACUAUUUGGACCAGCGUUGUCUGAAUCUCCUGAUCAUCUGAUAAUACGUAUGCUAGUAUCGGGUUAACGAUGUUUCGAGUUUAUUUAACGUUUGAACAGGUCACCGCGAUAGGUGAUUGACACCCCCCCCCCCAACCUAGAUAUCUCUCUUUAAGAUGUUCCUAAAGUGAGUUAUCGUGAGUACUCGCGAGUUUUUGCCCCUCUCCCUUCUUACAGUACAGCCGGUAAUUGAUGUUCUUUCUUGCUUUCUCUUUCUUCUGACGAAACUAACGAUUUGGCCCANCUUAAGCAAUAAGGAGCUCGUGACAAUUUCCCAUUCUUUGGUAACAACAAAUGGUAAAUUUUACAGCCUGUCACGGAUUAGGGCUGGAAGGGAACAAAGAAAAGGAACAUUGUGUGUGGGUGUGGGGGGGGGGGAGUUGAAAGUGGGUAACCUAUAGUUCAUUCUCAAACACGACACUAUUUGGACCAGCGUUGUCUGAAUCUCCUGAUCAUCUGAUAAUACGUAUGCUAGUAUCGGGUUAACGAUGUUUCGAGUUUAUUUAACGUUUGAACAGGUCACCGCGAUAGGUGAUUGACACCCCCCCCCCCAACCUAGAUAUCUCUCUUUAAGAUGUUCCUAAAGUGAGUUAUCGUGAGUACUCGCGAGUUUUUGCCCCUCUCCCUUCUUACAGUACAGCCGGUAAUUGAUGUUCUUUCUUGCUUUCUCUUUCUUCUGACGAAACUAACGAUUUGGCCCAUUCCUUUUUUUAUUCGGCUUAACUCGGUUUGAUUUUUAUUUUAUCUAUCAUAAGAAUUUUGAGGCAAAUUUUAAAAACGAAGAAAAAAAAAAUGAAAUGGUGGAGCGUCCAUUAAACAUGACAGUUGAUGAUGAGUCACGGAAAGUUAGUUGGUGCAAUUUGUUAAGAUUAUUUGGCUUCCUCACCCUAAGGAUAUCGUACGUGCUAACAAUGAAUUCACCAGUUGUAAUGCGAAAGAUGUUCAUAGUUACUCCUCCUCUCAUGUGCGGGAUGCAUGUGAUGUGUUGUUUGUCACAGGCGCACAGUUUUCUCGAGUUCUAAUUAAAAGUAAUAAUAAUAAAAAUAUUUUGUUAUAUUUUAUUUCAUUAUAAAAUGUACUUUAUUGCGCCAGUCUUUACGUUUAAAUAAAUAGUAUAUGUUUUUUUUUUUCGUUUUUAAAGAAAAGGAGUAGGAGGGAGCUCAGUGCUGAACUCGUUUAAGGGGCUUGGGUGAGUAUGAACGUUCCCGUUAACAGGGGCGCAAUACUUGCCCCGCCCCGGAAAUUGCAACCAGGGCAGUGCAAAAAAAAACCCCCCCCCCCCCUUUUUACCCCCAGCUUAAUCAUUAUUUAUAAUUUAUUUAAAAUUUAUAGGGCCCCGUUGGCAACCCACGUCAUCCGAUACCUUUGCUGAUAAAUGUGCAUUCAACACUAUUCCUUUAUCGUUGGGCCCCACAAUUUUAUUAUCUGACCCUAAUGACUAAACUAAAAUCGUUUGAUAUCUUGCUGUUGAUUUUUUUUUUUUUUUUAUUUGAAAGUGCAUCUUAACAUGGACGUGUAAUUUAAAAUAGUCAUUAUAUACUUCAAACCAAGUAACCAGAGGUGAACUGAGAAGUGGGAAGUAAAACAAGCAACAUAGGAUACCCCAAGAGAUCAAUAAGCAGGUUGUGUUGGGGGGGGGGGCUGAGGGGGGGGGUGGAUUUAAAUGUGCCAUCGACCCCCGUGAAGGACACCGUAUCACAACCAAUCUAUCGAGCAAACUGCUCUGCACAUAUUCAGCAGUGCUGAACGUAAAAUAGUCAUUAUAUACUUCAAACCAAGUAACCAGAGGUGAACUGAGAAGUGGGAAGUAAAACAAGCAACAUAGGAUACCCCAAGAGAUCAAUAAGCAGGUUGUGUUGGGGGGGGGGCUGAGGGGGGUGGUGGAUUUAAAUGUGCCAUCGACCCCCGUGAAGGACACCGUAUCACAACCAAUCUAUCGAGCAAACUGCUCUGCACAUAUUCAGCAGUGCUGAACGCCUUUUUUGGUCCCGUAUGUCGUUCUAUAGAUAAUCAAUAAUUAACCGAAAGAACAACUGAACAUAAACACAUUUAAUUGACCGCGCGACGUUGUGUAUUCUGUAUCUCAUGCGUUGUCACAGUUGGCUGCAGGUCUAAAGGAAAGAUGGACACGGUCCUUGGUGCUGCUGAAAGACGAUGUCGCAAUUUAACCUUUGCGCACGCAUCUUGACAAACAUGCGCACGCAUCUUGACAAACAUGCAACGAUCUCGACACCUAUCCGUUGUCAGUUAAUUUAAUACCCGUUAGUUCCCGGACAAGAUCCCGGGAUAUUUUUAUGAGCUGAAACUGGGAUCCCGAUUUAGAAACUUAUUCCAAACGUUAGACCUACGCUUAUUGAUAGGCUCUAUUGGACAAAGGCAUUCACCUGCCUUUUUGUGUCCCCGUCCCCCCUCUUUUCUGUUCUGCCACUAGCUACAUUCUGUGCUGAUAAGCUGGUACAGGUUUCUCACUGUGACGCCCUACGUUUAAUAGUUCUUACGCGUAAGCCUAUAAAUAAGCAAGCCCGCAUCGUCAUGCAUGCGCCGUGACGUCAGUGCGUUAAAAACGACAUUAAAGUAAUUGAUUUCAUCCGGUAGAGUAGCACGCUGCAGAAUUGUCUUUAACCUCUUAGUUUAUCUCACUGGCACAAUCAAAGAAUUUAGAAUGGUAUAUUUAUCAACAUCUGCUGUUGUCCCCCCCCCCCACCCCCCCCCAACCGCAAUUUCCACGUGCCUUACUAUUUAUUGGCUUUGUUUUUUUAAACGUGUGACGGAAUAGAGAUGUUAUGACGCAACCUGAAAAUCUAUCACACGCCCAAACAUAAAAUUCUGGUUUACCAAACAUUGCCACGGUGUGUAAAAAUAAACAUGUCGAUUGGCCUAGGCCUGUGAUUAAACAUAAAUGUCUUUCGAACUCAGCAAUCCGUAAAAAAACGGAGAAUGGAACCCGUAGAAGACUUACGUGAAACUAAGAAUACCAACAUGUUUACACGACUAGGUUACUUUAAUGGGACCUGGAUAGUGUAUGGAACCAGGUGUACCAACAUGUGUACACGAUUAUGUUACUGUAAUGGGACCUGGAUAAUGCAUGAAACCAGGAAUACCAACAUGUGUACACGACUAGGUUACUGUAAUGGGACGUGGAUAAUGUAUGGAACCAGGUAUACCAACACGUGUACACGACUAGGUUACUGUAAUUGGUCCUGGAUAGUGUAUGGAACCAGGAAUACUAACAUGUGUACACGACUAGGUUACUGUAAUGGGACCUGGAUAAUGUAUGAAACCAGGAAUACCAACAUGUGUUCACGAUUAGGUUUCUAUGAUGGACGUCUUUAAGACUCGUUUGAAACUAGGAGAAAACAAAUAAUGUUCUUAAAGACUUUCUUUGUGUUUUUCUUUUUCUGAACAUUAUUUUCUAACCUUCAGAGCAGAGGUGUCAAACUCAAUCGCUCAGCGGGCCAAAACUCAAAUCACGCGUAAGCCUUUCUAAAACAUUAAUAUUAAUAUAUAUUAAAACUGAAAAAUUGUAAUAAUACAAAUAUAAAAAAAAAAACCAGUGGCAUACUCAUUUUCACUCUGUCAGUUUUUCUAAGCUGGAUGUUUGGCAUAUUUUCUUCGCUACAAGUUCUUUCAAGUUGGGAUUAAUAUUCUGUGUCAUUGAAAUUCCCAUGAUGGGCUGCAAGUGUUCAUCAGUGAGACGACUCAUGUGUGAUGUUUUUGUUCAUCUUCACCACAGAAAAUAGCUGUUCACACAGAUAUGUUCAAUCAAACAUACCGUACUUAAAGUUCAAGCCGCAUGUAGACGAACCUGGGGCAUCUUUUCAGGAAUGAAACUAGUGAUCUGUGCAGGCCUCAAAGUUGUCGUACUCUGCCUUUAGUGUCCCAUUACGCUGCAGCUCUAUUAGCUCCUUCUGCAAAUUGAAAAGGGGCAGUUUCCACGUCUAUGAAAAAUAGGUUACUGUAACGACGAAACAUCCACUUACUGCACAACUUUUAUUUUCGCUUACUCUGAUCGAAGCGAGAACGCUCACAGGUAGCCUGUCGAUCGACAAGGGCGCUAAAUUAGGGAAUUUCAUUUGCGCUUUAUAUUGCAGGGACAUUAAAAAUAAUUUUGCCUAAAAUUCUCUCUCGGGUCGGAUAUAAUUAUAUGCCGGGCUGGAUGUGGCCCAGGGACCUUGAGUUUGGCACAUAUGCUUUAGUGCGUUUAAACUCGUCUACCUUAAAUUUAUACUCGUCUAUAUAUAUAUAUAUAUAUAUAUAUAUAUAUAUAUAUAUAUAUAUAUAUAUAUAUAUAUAUAUAUAUAUAUAUAUAUAUACACACACAUACAUAUAUAUAGAUAGACANUGCUAAGGAUGGGAAAGUCAUCAUUUUUAAUUAGCCAGUUCAUGACAAUUUUUUUUUUUUUAACAUUUCCUCUUAGAAUCUAGAUAAUUUGACAUUUAAUUAGCCACACUUUAAAUGUCUGUGUUAAUGCUUCGAGAUUAAAAAAAGUUAAAUCCGUAUGAUCCUUUCUCAGGAUGAUGUUUGGUUUUUUGUAUUUGGGUAGUCAGUUAUUUAAUUCUAACGUGUUUUUUUUUUUGUUACUAUAAAUAUGUAAUUUGAUUUUGAAUGUGGAUUGCAAUGGUAAAAUGUUUUAAGCAUGAAUCGUGACACUCGUGUUGUUGAUCAUUGCAGCCAGGAAAGCUUGUCUCUGAAGAGUAUCAGUUUUUAUUUUAAAUAAUGUUUUUUUGGGGGGAGCUUCAAAUUGAUAAUAAAUUUUUGAAUUGAAAAUAAUGGUAAUAAAUAGAUUUAAAAAAAAAAAAAAAGAAGAAACAAAAACAAAGGAAGAAACUAAAUCCCGUGUGCUGCAAAGAAGACGACCAUUCAGCACAACCACAACAGAUGAAGCGGCAACUUUCAUGGGCUUUUUGCCAUGUGUUGGAAUUUCUAACAAAAUAUAAACCUGAUGUCUACACUCUAGCAUGUCUUGCUUGACUUUCUGUGUGCCUAAAACUAACUAUUAUUAUAAGGGCGAUAAACUACUAUAGACUGAAGGGUAACCCAUCUCAACCAAGCAUCGGUCUAUGGUUUGCUAAAUCCACAUGUUCCCUAAGUUAACAAUAGGAAUAAGCAGACACUAAUGCUCAGUGCCGAUGGUUAGUUACCGCAAAUAGUGUCCUAUCUUAAAAUAUUGGAAUCUGUUUUUGGUUUAUGAUGAAACCGAAAAGGCAGCUUUGGUCUCUCUAUAGACCACGUUGACAAUCUGUAUAAUGGGUAAUUAUUUUCAUUGCUAAUGCUCCCUCAAUUCAGAUCCCUGACCCCGUCAUUUCCUGUUACGUUGAGAAUCCCUCCCAAGAAACCUUUGUACCAUCGACUUGCGUCAACCGACGAGCGCUUAGAAGCAGGAAGUGAGCCAGUCAUCGUGUGACAAACCAGGCAAUCGUGUUCAUGAAAUCGGCCGGAGAACGUCUUGGCUUAAAUCUUAACCGGGCAGCUCGGCCCGUCUUCACCUUAAAACGAGCGGGCUUUGUCUCACUGAUUCCCCCUUCCUUUCUCGCAAUAUCGAAAAGUUUUCCCCCUCACACUGCUGGUUUUCAAGGUAAUUUUUAGUGCUUCGUUCGCACGUUGAAAAAAAAAAUGGACUCGGUAGUGAAAAUGAGGUUUAUGGCCGGGCUUGAAGGAGAAGUAGACCAGACCUGCAGGUGCACUCAAGGCCCGUUCACUGAACUAUUUAUUGCAUUCACAAGCUCGAGCACGUAUUGUCUUACAAUGACAUUAAAAAAAAAAAAAAAAAAAAAAAAAAAAAAAAAAAAAAAUUUUUUUUUUUUUUUUUUUUUUUUUUUUUUGCCCGGUUGGAAAGAAUCGAUAAUAAAAAUAAUGAAUGUCAAUUUGAUAUUUUAUAUACGACACUGGUGUAGACAUGACUGGACUGUUCAAGGAAAGGGGCACCUUGUGUGCAUGCAUUCUUGUUUGGGGAUCAACGUACGAUAUAUAGACUAUACUGUUUGCAAGUACACUUGUUGUAAUUUUCACCUUGCCGGGGCAUCUCUGCACAUGCACCCGCAUCACUUUUCUAGAUUUAAAGUUACGUUAUACUUAGGCUCGAGAUCUGUCUACAUAAAUCAACAUUAAUACGCCCAUCUGUCCCCGGUCAUUCAAAUGUGUUGAGUCUAAAAAAUGCUCUCACUCUCUCGGCUCCCUUUAUCCAUCUACAUAAACACUCCAUUGUGCUUUUUAAAAUUACGAACAAAUACCUUAAUAACUAAAUCAAACGCACUGUUCAGUCUGGGUGUUGGGUUUAAACGCAUAAUAAUAAAAAAAGGGGGGGGGGAACACGAAUAAAGCACAAUAGAUUUUUUAAGGACAAUCUAUAUGACAUGGAUUAACACCAUUGUCGCAGGUUCCUUAAAGGUGAUCGAGAAAGUUUUUUUUUGUGCAGUGUGAUUGGGUAAGUGGUGGGGGGGGGGUCGCAGACUGAACUGUUAACUUUUUAAAUCGCAUUUUUAAAAUAUCUUUUUGAUCUGUCAUGUUUUAUCCCAUUAAGAAGUCUUUACAAAAAGUUUUUCGUAAAAAUCUUUUUUUAUAAAAUAUAAUAUCGAGCAAGGGGGCGCUGAAUAUUAUUUGAUAAAAGGAUGCAUUCAAGUAAGCGCACGUUAUAAGAAUCCCAAUUAGGGCCCCCAGGCUCGCCACUGCAAUCUUUUCACGCCCCUGAACUAUGUUAAUAUUCGAAUGUCACACCCGCUUUUACACCGCAUAUUUAUUACACCAACUAUCUCCGUAAAACAAAAGAAAAAUAAUACGCAUCAAACGCCAUGUUUUUAAGAACACGUGUUGUCAUCAGCAACACGUCUAUGUGCCAAGUUUUAGUUCGAUAGGUUGACAGGAUGUGGGUCAAUUAGCUCUCCGAAGAUUUUGGCACAAACCCAGAAAGAAAUACACGGUCUAAAGCGAAGCUAACGGAUAAAAAAAAACCCAACAACAACAAACUAUCGGGAUCUCGGUUACAGAUCAAAUAGGUUAGGGAAUGUGUGCAGUGUGCGGUAUGGUUACUGGCCGUCCGUAAUAUAAACAUAUAAUGUCUUGUCUGUAAAAGACCAUACGAACUUCAAGAUGUCUGUAAAAAAAGAAGGGGACAAAAAAAAAACAAAAAAAAAGCCUUUGAAAUGAAAACACCUGGAAUUUUUAAGCGUUUGUGAUUCAAGUGUGCCUGAUGUUAAAUUUAUGAUCAUAAGAAGAGCACGUUAAGCGCUGAUGAAAAUGUCAUUCAAUAAACGCUAUAUAUAGGCUUUAGCGUCAUGAGUGUGUUGUUAAUGCUCAUGAUAGAGACGUCAUACGCGAUAAAAAUUGUAAUUUUUGUUACCUGAACAGGUCUGAGAAAUUUAUACUAAAAAUAAGUGGUCUGUAAGAAUGGUGCCAUUUUAAAAUGUAGGGUUGCCACGUUUUAAAAUGUAUGUGGCAACCCUGCAAUGGUGAGACACUGGUACAGCUCUUGAGAUUUCGACUGACACAAGCAAACAUUCGCGAAAUAUGGAUCAAUAAAAAAGAAAUACCCUGAUAGAUAUUGUCUUUCCCUCCCCCCCGUAUGUUAAUUUUAUUUGUGACGAAUUUAAUUAGCAAAAACAAAAUUAGUAACAUUAUCCAUUUAAUUACAUAUAAAUAAACUGGAAACCGUUAAAUAUGGCAUAUACAAAUCUUAUACAAACUUAAAGGUGCGAGAGUUCCUAGAGAAUUCUUCUAAUGCAGCGUUUCUCAACCUGUGGGUCGCGACCCCUUUGGGGGUCGAAAGACCUUUUUCCAAGGGUCGCCUAAGACCAUCGUAAAAUACAUAUGCUCUACAGUUAUGAAGUAGCAACAAAAAUAAUUUUGUGGUUGGGGGUCGCCACAACAUGGGAAACUGUAUUAAAGGGUCGCGGCAUUAGGAAGGUUGAGAACCACUGUUCUAAUGUAAACCAACCGUGAUAUCCGACUCGUGAUGUGUAUGGACCAACGAAAAUAUUUAAUAAGUCGCUGGCCUAACACAAUUUAAACAACACUCGUUGACUGUCUUGAAAAUAUCCCCUUUGUGACAGUUUCUAUGUUUUUUAGUCGUAUUAAUAAAUAAUAAUUCAUGACAUUGGAGAGGCGUUUGAACUAUUUCAAAUAAUAAAACGUUGACAGACAGGGCUGCGUAAUCCCCUAUAUUUUCAAAGAAGGAGACACCGGGAUGCUCCUGCAAAAUGAACGCCUUGGCCGAAAUCAUCAGGGAUUUCCUUUUUUAGAAACGACUCACAAAGCUGGAUCAGAAGCUGGUAUGCUACGCAUUUUUUUUUUUUUUGAACUUCUUUAAUAUUUUAACAAGUUUCGCUUACCAUAAUGCGAAAAAGAAAUCUUUGGAAGCUUAAAUUUGGUCUUAUUACUCUGGAAAUGCGAUAAACUUUUGUGUCAGCAAUUAGGAACACACUCUGCUCGACUGUGUGUGUUUGUGUAUGACUGGAUCAGUCAAGCCUGGGUAAAAACUCUACGACACCCCAUGUAUAAAAGAUUGGAACCUCGCGGCUGCCUGAAAUUCACCGAUCUCAAAGUUGGAUCCCUCUCCCGUUUUUUAAAAAAAAAAAAGCUUUCCUUAACUGUACCCAAGGCAAGUUGCAUCAUUGAUCCCACGUACGAAUUUUAGGAUCGGGGUAUUUUUCUUAGAGUCUUUUUGGUUAGCGUUCUAGAAUCAGUGUCUUUUGGUUUUAUAGUUCUAGAAUCAGUGUCUUUUUGUAAGGAGUUCUAGAAUCAGUGUCUUUUUGUAAGGGGUUCUAGAAUCAGUGUCUUUUGGUUUAGAGGUCUAGAAUCAGCGUCUUUUUCCUAGAUUUCCAGUAUACGUGUCUUUUUGCCAAGAGUUCGUUUUUAAUAGUGAAAUGUGGGAAUUAAAAACAAAAACGUCAUCAUUCACUGACUAAAACAAUCAUUCUACGGCGUCAGAUGUUGGAGUCUUGACUCAAAUGUCGAUAUUUGGUUCUUUGCAGCACUUAAUAUAUACACCGUACGUUAGCAUUGAUCGAACAAGAUUACAUACGUUGGUUUUAUAGUUGUUUUCUUGUGUUCAGUGGUUCCCAUUUUUUUCACCUCAUUUCACAGAGGCUGGCAUGUUUAUAAAUAUAGAUAUAUGAAUGUAAUUUAUUUUACUGUCCACCGUACCCAAACUAUUAAAUCCACACUGAAUCACGGCAAAAAAUGCUUUUUUGAAAAGUCCUGGUGUCUUCAGGGAUUUCCUGAAACAACCAAUAAACCAAGCGCACUCAAGUGAUCCUCACCUAAUCCAUUGCAAACAAGUAACCACGUUAAGAACAUGGAAAAAAAAUGCUAGUCCACUGAAUAUUUUCAGCCCCCUCUUAUUGUCCUUUUUAAAAAAAAAUGUGUCUCCCCCCCCCCCCCCCACCCCCCUUUUUAAAAAAAAAGUGUUCCCCCCCCCCCCCCGACUACCCUGAUUAUACCCCCUCCCCGAUCUGUCCAACACCCUCUUUGGACGUUCUAAUACGCCCCGUUGAGCAUGUUUCUUGAUAACAUUUUCCCGAUUUAACCCUUGCUCACCUGGCCUCAUAGCAUUUUGUGUUCGCCAUUCUUAAAUUAAUAUCAUCAGGACUUUUACAUGUUUUGGUCGGCCGUGACAUUAUCCAUGAAUAUUUGAUAGAAAAUCACCCAUAAACCCGACAGCUGUUUGGAUAUUUCCCCACUAGAUUUAAUGGAAGGCUGUGUCCAAAAUGACUGCAUAUUUAAUGAGGCCGGGACUUUUGAAUUCUUCUAUCGCGGCGCAAUUAUUUACGUGUAGUGCUGUCAUUGACGUAAUAGGUUAGGGAUAGCUGUUUGCACAACGGAACUAUUAAAAUUCAUUUGAAAUAUCAUGUAUCAGUAGGCGAUCCAGGGGGGGGGGAUAUAAUGACAGGGAAAAUAAUUGCAUAUAAGAGUGCGUGUGUUCACAUGUUUUUAUGUUAAUGUAAUUCGUCAUACUCCCAUGCAGCAAUCUUUGUCUGUCUUUUCUUUACCGUGAUGUUUACCAUCUCAGAGAGGGUGGUGGAGUCACUGGAGAUCGAAGAGGCGCGCACUCUAUAGAACAAAUGAUUGAAGACUUUCUCCUUAAAGUAAGGUGUCUUGACAAAGUACUAUAAGCAACUAGUAUUUAAAUAUGUUAAGCCUUUUUUUAUGAUUAGACAAUAUACAAAUUCAAACUUUUAGGAAAAUAACUUCAUAAGCACAACAAAAAAAUUAAUAUACUUAUACGUUAAAUUUACAUAAUAGAUUAUGUAUAUCCUACCUAUUCCAAAAAAAAAUAAUAAAAGAAUAAGAAUGAGCACAAGUCCCUAACGUGUACAUUUAAUUCAUAAUUAUAUUUAUUUUGUUGCUCAACUGAUGAAGGUAUGUGCUGAAAUAUUUGAAUGUUAUGUUGUCUAAUCAUAUAUAAAAGUAAAAAUUUGUGGAUUUGUUUGUUUUUGUCUUUGUUCCACAAAUGCUUUUACAUGGAUGGAGGGAUCUUGACCAAAUUUUGUUUGCACAUAUCUCCAUCAUUUUCCGGAAGGAACUCUUAAAGGGUUAUAUUAAGUUAUAAACUUUUUAUAACAUUCCGUUUGGGACCGUGGGCCACGAAUUCGUUUUUUUUUUUUCUUAUAUGAGUUAUAUAAAUAAAAUGACCAACAAAUACUCCUACAUGAAUAGAUAAAUCUUGACCAAACUUAGUACACACGCACUUGAUUAUCCAUAUUAAAAAAACGAAGGGUACUGAACUCAUAAUAUCCAUUCCUCUGGGUCCCGGGGCCCUGUUUUAUUUGGCCUUAUAUAAGCUAUUUAAAUAUAUCAAUGGCUUAGAAAACACGAUAUUUUUAUGUCAGUGGCUCUUAACCUUUUUGGAGGUACCGAACCCCACCAGUUUCUUAUGCGCAUUCACCGAAACCUUCUUAAUAGGAAAAAUAAAAUAUAUUUGUUUUUUCCUGAUUUUUUUUGGACCUCCGCCGAACCCCUGAGACUGACUCACCGAACCCCUGGGGUUCGAUCGAACCCAGGUUAAGAACCACUGUUCUAUGUGAAUUGAUGGAUCUAGGCUUAGCUUGGUAGCAUUACAAUUCAUUGUUCGUAUAGAAAUAUCGGUGGAUUUAAAACUAUUAAUAUUAAUAUCCAAUCUAGAAUUUUCCAGAAAUUUCGAUAAUUUAACAAAAAAGCUAUGUCUAUGGUGUUUUUAAACCGAUUUAAAUGGGACAGCUUUUAAAUUUUAACUUUAUUAUUUAUCUUAAUAAUUUUUAUGGAGCCCCCUAUCUGAGGCACAGCUAAAUCGGUACAAUUAUGAAAUGGGCCCCCCCCCACCCUCGGGGCCCCUCUUUCAACAAAAUUGUACCAUAGUGAUUGUAAUGCAUUAACUUGUAGAAUUUUUCGUAUUCGCAAAGUAAUUAAUUAGAAAAGUACUUUUUCACACGUUUCGAGGAGGAUAUUAAAUUUAAACUAGAAUGUUCCACAAAGUUCUAUAUUGUUCUAAGGGGAUAUAUAAUGGGAUCUAAAAGCUUAUUAAAAUGUUAAUUUGGCUCUAUUCAUUUCUAUAUGUUCAUGUGGAUUAUCUUUAAAAAUACCCUUCAUAAUCCUACGGGGAACUGGAACCCACCGAUAACGCAAUCACAUCGGGUCACGGGAUAAAAGUGGGAUCGGGAUCCUAUCGGGUAACGGGAUCCCGUCAGAGAAGAGGAUCCCAUCGGGAAACGGGAUACUAACGGGAUCCCACCGGGAUUGGGAUCCUACCGGGAUCGGGAACCCACGGGUAUCGGGAUCCCACUGGGAUCGAUUUACCUCUGGGUUCAGAAUGCGGACGGGAUAGGGAUCCACCGGAAUUGGGAACUAGAUGGAUCAGAAUCCCACCGGGAAUCGGGAUCCUAAACGGGAUCCGGAUACUAACGAGAUCUGGAUACCAACGGGAUCGGUAUACCCAUGGCAUCGGAACCCAAUCGGUAUUGAGCGGGAUCGGGAUCCCAUCGGGGUCCAACUGGGAUUGGGAUCCAAUCGGGAAACUCAAACCUAUCGGGAUCACACCGGGAUCAGGCACCCAACGGGAUUGGUAUAUAAAUCGGGAUCGUAAACCCACAAGUAUCGGGGAUCACGCCGGGAUCCCACUAAGAUCGGGAUAUCACCGGGGUCGGACUACUUACGGGAUCGUAAUCCCACCGGAAUUGGGAUCCCGAUUACCGUGAUCGGGAUCAUACCGGGAUUGGGAUCCAAACGGCGUCGGGUCCUUACAGAUACCGGGAUACCAUUGGAAAACGUCAUCCCAGCGGGUAUCGGGAUCCGAUUGGGAUCUCUCUGGGAUCGUUGGGGAACGAAAGUUUUACAAAUUUAUUAUAAAUGCGUUUUUAUCGGAGACAAAUGAAUUAUAUCCUUUUUACUAUAGGAAGUUUUUUUUUUUUUUCAUUGUGCUUAAUUUCAAUGUUUAUUAAAAGGCUGUAAAAGUUGGGGGUUUUUCGAAUGCAAUCCCGGGCAACGCCGGGUAUAUUGGCUAGUCAUAAAUAAAAAUUAACAUAUAUUGUUUUUAUUUACAUAAAUUGUUAUUGGUUACCGGAAAUUUGAUCGAAAGAAAUUUACCGUCGACGAAAUUUCUUUCGAUCAAAUUUCCUGAUACGAUUUUUAUUGGUUAGUCAUAAAUAAAAAUUAACAUAUACUGUUUUUAUUUAUAUAAAUUGUUUGUGUCUCAUUAAUCUGUCACACAAGGGUUGGUUAUCGCUCGCCGUUAAAGGGAGAGGAGGUUAUAAUGUGAUAAUUCUAGAACUAUCUAAGAUGUAAAUCUAGACUAUCUUUAUCUGCAAUGUAAAUCUAGCCUAUCUUUAUCUGCGAUGUAAAUAUAGCCUAUCACUAUCUACGAUGUAAAUCUAGCCUAUCACUAUCUGCGAUGUAAAUCUAGCAUACCUAGAUAAUUUUGUUUACGGUGACACGUCGCCUCAGAAUCCGGAAAUUAAUUUUCGCGUGGCUUAAAAUGUUUUAAUCGCCAGCUUAUUUAAAGUUGACGCUUUCAAAACAGGAUGAACAUGUUCGUCACCAGCAUCAAAGGCCACUGAUUAAGGUGGCAUGUGAACCAAUUUAUGAUGUAGCGCCCAAGUCUGAGGGAGAGAAGCCCUUACUGCUCCCCUGUACUUUUCCCCACAAACACCCCGUGUCAUUGUUGGUUUGCUGCCACUGUGGGCAGCACCACUCCUCCCUCUCGUGUCCACCCUUAUACCCCUCGCUACAUCUCCUUGUUCAAUAUUGAUUUGUCAAAGCCGCCCUGGUUCCUACACAGUGUGAACAGAGCUCAUCGUGGACAGUCUUCGGUACGCUUUAAGAGGGGAAAAGAGGGGGACCUUUGGGGGUGAAGGUACAAGCCGGGAGGGCCAUCACACAACAUUGGAGGACGACAGAUGGUGAUGUUAUAUUAGAUGGUUGACAGAUAUGCUCCCCUAACGGUUUUGGUAGGGGUAUUUUAUACAACUCAGAAUUUAUCAGAAAGCCACUAUAAAUUGAACACCGUAUUACAGUCGUCAGCCUUGAACGUAUUCAUAAAAUACAUUUAUGAUGACUGUUUAUUUCCAAGAAUAAUGGAUACCUAUAAACAAAGAAAAGGCAGACAAAAUUGACUUUGUAAUGGUAUUAAAUCACAACACUUGUGGCUGUUUUAUGUACCGGUAUCUUGUUAUAGUAUUUGGGGUAUUGCAGUAUCGGAUUACAAUAAAGGGAUGUUAAGGUUACAUCAGGCAACAGUACAAGAGAAUGAGGAUGUCAUGGCUAUGUCAGACAGAUGACUGGGUGGCCGGGUGGUCUAAACUGAGUCAAUGGCAAGCUCGUGGACUGGAGCUCAAUCCCCAGCAAAAUCUUAGACCAAAAACAACAACAACAAAAAAUUAAAAAUAACACCACCACCCUGGGUGAAUGGGACUCGUUAACCUUCUAAGAGAAGGCAAACUCUGAGAUGGAGUUCCGCAGGCGGCAUGACGCAAUGAAAAUUGGAACACCUCCAAUGACGUGGAACGCAUAAACAGCACAUUCUUGUGAGACACAAGAAACACUGCUGGCAAUCUACUGCAUCCUAGUCUAUUUCCAGUCGUCUUGGACUACGUAUUGCCAUUGAAAACAAUGGGCAAGGACGAGAGAGUGAGGCUGACGAAUUGAGCGACUCUCUCUCAAUAUUAAUAACAUACAGCUUAAGUCAAGACUACCACUCAAUUUGAUGCCAUUGUUGUAUCAGAUGUCCCCAUAAAUAUCCGAGAACCCCUGCAGUAGCUGUCUUUGUAGGGCCCACUUAACGGUUCUGAUGGUACAAAGACUCGAUCAUCUUUAAAGACACAUUUUUAAAUGCAUUAUUUAAAAAAAAACAAAGAAUGAGUCUCUUAUUUAGACUUUAUUUUCCUGUUCCAAGAAACACUUAAUAAUAUUUCAGUUAUUUGUUGCCCAUCCGUGAACCAUCAGUUUGAGUAACAAUUGUCUAUCGACGCAUGAUGUAGCUUCAUUUAUGCUGCUGUUGCAGGAGAAAUCGUCAAAGAAAAUGUGAAUGUUCCUCCCAAUCCCACUGUCAUUUUAUCUUUAGGACCUACUACAGAUGGCCCGUUCUAACCUUUACAAAGAAAUGUGUAUUUAAAAAAUUGCAUUUGGAUUUUGUAAAAGCCUUUACAUAAACGAUCACAAUGGUUUUUUUAUGUAUAUGAAUGGACAAUAAAAUCGCGUGGAGCGUUCAUGAUAAAACGAAAAUAGACAAUUAUUAACAAAAAGCUAUAAUCUUUUCGUUAGUCAUGGGUAAAAUUGGUAAAUAUAUUUCCUCGAGACUGACGAACAGUCAAAUAAAAGAACACGAAACCAAGACAUAAUAUUGUUUAAGAAUGUAGACAUGUUACUGGCCCGAGGUUCUCAUGUCAAUGACAUGCUUUGGUUUGCCUUGUGUGUUACGAUAGUGACUUGUUUAGUGUGUUACCUUGGAGAUGACAUACUUACCCCAAAAGGAGUUGAGUUUAAUCAUGUUCCUAGAUUAGACGAUUCGAUCAAUUGCUUGUAUAAUAUAUUUAUUUUCUCAUCUAAUGUAGAUUAUUCUAAUUUCAUAGGACUGACUUCUUAUUAGUAGCUUUGAUGCACUUCAUAUUUUAAAAAAAAUUAUUAUUUUGUCCCUAGGCGACAGGCUUCAUGGAACUAGCAGUCCCCUAUUCCAGCAUAGAGGAUGUACACACCGUUUCCAGAUGGGACGCGGGGCAAAAGUUCUGUCUACGCAUAACAAUACAGGAUGGCUCCGUACUCUUGCAAGUAAGUCAUAUAUUGGCAUUUGGAAGUCAAAGUCCAAACACUUGAUGACUUUUAGUGUCUUUCAUAUAUCACUAUAUGAAACCCAGCUUUUCCCCAGUUGCGGCACACUGUGUAUUAUCACCAGACGAAACUUGCCUGAGCAAAUUUACCAGUGGGUUUAUCGUGCACUCGACAGUUUCUAAAAGUAACGGCAUGCAUGCAAGAAACCUCGUUUUCCCACUGAGGGAAUCGGCAGGUUAGGAUAAUUUCGGAAACUUCAAGAAUUACCUUAUCCCCACAAAUUAUGGACAGACAGACUUAACCUUGUGAAAAGCAAAACAUUUUUUUUUCUUUUGUUCAGUAGACUGCAAAUGAACGUACAUGUCAUUUCCUUACUUAAGUUGGGUAUUUCAUUUGAGGUUUUGAGAGUGGACUGUAGAUGGGUCAUUCGAGUUUUAAUAAAUUUUUAUAUAUAUAUAUAAAAAGUCAUCAAUCUUGUAAGUCAUCUCCGUAAUAGUGCGCAAGAUAAGCAGUGUCCCGUCUCAAAACACUUCAACAGAAGCGACCACAAGGGUUCAGAGGAUUUUGCUAUCACCGCCAUUGUGUCUUGUACAAACACACCCAAACGAGUUAGUUUGGAAAACAAGCUGAUUCAGACUUAUGAAACAUUGACACCACAUAGCAUGAAUGUCAUGCUCUCAUACCCCUCCUCGUUACGACCAACCGCAGUCGACUUACUUUUCCUCUCUUCUGUCCCAUUUCGCCUGUAUUUUACUCUCUCACCUAUCUAUGUUCUGUCACAUUCCUCUUGCCGUCCUCUCGGAUACCACAUUGUAGCUAAUUAUUAUUUUACUUUGUUUUUCAGGUUUUCCCAUACUUUGUUUUGCUUAUUUCCUUAUACCUAACCUGAUUGCAAUCUCUCCCCCCUUAUUACCUCUUUUAAUUAGUCUAGUCACCGUUUUUUUUAAUCAGGCCAGUUACCAGCCUUGUAAUCAGGCAAAUCACUAAUCUCGUCAUCGGGAAAAGCACAAAUUAUGUAAUUCAGGCUAGUGCCAAGUAAAAAAAUACAGUGCGAUGUAAUCAGGCUAAUGCUGUGUAAUCAGGUUAGUGCCAGGUCGGCUGCCUGGAGCUCUUGGCGUAGCUUAAUCGGGUAGUGCCUACAAGUGUAGAGUAAUACACCGUUUACAAAAUGUGAUAUAUGGACAUCAAUUAACACCGCACCGAAGUGGAGUGCAAUAAUCAUUGUGGCACUUAACUUAGCACGCACAUCAAGUAUCACUCUUAGAGACCUAAAUAGGCCAUUCAGACCUGCAAAUGGACCUGAUGCCAUGAGGCAGUGGAGUAGGGUGGGUGGUCAAGAGCAGGGCAAUUAUCCCCCCCCCCCCAACCAUGAACUGUUAGCAUCUCAUGUGAACCGUUCAUCUGUUUUUAUUAUUAUUAUUCCCUUACACCUAAAGCACGUUCUUUUAAAAAGAAGACAUUCGGUUGUAUUAAAAGUAAAAUCUAUUCAAUGCCAGUGCAUUAUAAAAUAUUCAAAACAACUUGUUAUAAAACGUAUGCACAUUUUCAUUAAUAAUGCGGAUAUCAGCAGUGACUUUUCUCUGAAUGGACAGUGGCCUAUUUAUUUCCUCCUCAGGGCUUCUGAUGACUUAUUGGUGAUCACAAAUAUAUUUUGAUUCAUUGCGAGUUUUAGGUUUUUUGGUUUUUCUCUCCCCUUCCCCCCCCUCCCCCCCCAAAAAAAAAACAAAAACAAAAAAAAACACCAUACUCUUGGUUGAAACAAUCACCUCUCAGUAUCCGCGCACAGCUUUUUAUUUCCUCCUCAGGGCUUCUGAUGACUUAUUGGUGAUCACAAAUAUAUUUUGAUUCAUUGCGAGUUUUAGGUUUUUUGGUUUUUCUCUCCCCUCCCCCCCCCUCCCCCCCCAAAAAAAAAACAAAAACAAAAAAAAACACCAUACUCUUGGUUGAAACAAUCACCUCUCAGUAUCCGCGCACAGCUUAGCAAACUCUUUUGAAGCUCCCCAUUUAUCCACCCCGCAGAGCAAGUCUAAAGAUUUCUUGUUCACCAUCUGCUAAUAAGGGUUGGAAUUUCUCAAACAAGACAAUGUUGCGCCCAAGGCGUUUUUCGUCCGGUGGCCGUGGUUGCAGCUUAGACCUCUGUUUCCUAUGAAACGUUCUCUGAAGUUGAUUAUUGAGGAAAUCAUUCCUUGUAACAUAAUAUUUACGAAUACUUAACGUUUAUAAAGCCAAUGAAUAUGAUGUUUCAUGUCCAGGGAUUGAUUUUAAGUUGCGACAUCCUAUACACUUUAUUGAAUGUCACAGAUUGAAUUAUUUACAUUUUUAUAAAUCCACCCCCUUGUUUUCACCCGUUCUAUAAAAUUCCCGUGCUGAUGGGGUAACUGCCUCGAGGUUGAAAGUCGCUGUCGUAGACAUGUGAAACAAAAUCUAUAAGCCUUAUAUUCCUUGUAUACGAAUUUCGUCCACCUAUAAAUAUAUUUAUGGUUUUUCUUUGUUUUCAAAUAAAAUAUUUGUGGAUAGAAAAUAAUGUAUGCUACGCUGCCCUGGGCGACACGAUGGCUUUCAAUACGUGUUAAAAAAUUAACACACUACGGCAGCUAAUCGUUUUGAUUUUGUAUUCCCACAAAUGUCAAAUAUCCAUGAAUGGCUGAUUACGCCCAUGGGACUCGGCAUUCAGAAACUGCACUGAUGCAAGCCUGUUUUUUUGUGUCUGAGGGAUUAGUCAUCUGUACUCGUUACGUCGUGAUAUGCUGCAAGUAGUAUAAUAUAAAGGAUUAGUCAUCUGUACUCGUUAUGUCAUGCUAUGCUGCAAGUAGUAUAAUAUAAAGGAUUUUCAUUUGUACUCGUUAUGUUAAGAUGUGUUACAAAUAGGAUUGGUCAUCUGUACUCGAUAUGUUGGGAUCUGCUGCAAGUUGUAUAAUAUAUUUUACAGUGAUCACAUCAGUCAUUAUUAUUUGGGGGACGGGGGGAAGCGCAUUGGUGUUUCAGUUUGUUUUAAUUAGUAGUAUUGCAGCAUGAUGUAUACGGUAAUACAGAAGUUGUGACCAGACGUUACAGGAGCUAAAAUUUCCAAUCUUUGUAUCCCAACCACUAUCUCGAAAGGCGUAGACUAUUGAGCGAAAGCAAGAACUAGACUUUGAGUGUACUUAAACGGUGGCUUUCGCUUUUCGUCACCUCGAAAUAUAUAAUAUCAUGGAUGUCAGCAAAACGUUGGGUAUGACAGACCCGAAAUCUAAUGUGUUUCAUCCAAGAUGUCUUAGAAUCUAAGUUAGAUCUGACCACGUUCAUGUACGAAGAAGUAAUAGAAAAGCCCGUUUUCUUUCAUAUAGUGCUAUUUCCAAGGCACAAACUGCUCCGGCUACAUAGCCAAUGCCAAAAUACACUGUAAUCCCACCCUAAGGAAAGAGAAAACGUUGAAGACCCAGGAAGAGGCCUCGAAAAUUGGGCACCAGGCUAAUAGUAUCGCUGAAUACUAGGCGGUAGAAGUGGAGAUCAAUAAUUGUCGUUACUUAAUCAGUUUUUACAUGGUAGCCAACGUGAUGACAAAACAUCUGACAAUCGUUGUCAAUUUUUUAUAUGGACAAUUAGAACGGACAAUUAAAGAAGUUGGUUAUUCAAUUAAUUUUAUUAUUGUACACACGACAUAAACGUUAAAAAUAGAUCUUAAAAUGAAUUUACAUUGUUCAUUGGAAGUCGCUGACGUCAACCGUUCUAACCCAUCUACGACACAACUCACGCGACGGGGCAUUGUAUUGAGCCUCACUAUUGAGCUGUUUCUGAGAGAGAAGAAGCUCUAGCAGCGUAAAGUACAUCAUUACCGACAUUUCCGGUUAAUGGACAUAUUUAAUCCGACGCUGUCUUGUUAUAGCGGUUUGGGUAUCUAUGCCAUUUCCCUUCAUGAUUAUACGUAAACAAAUCCUUGCCAACUCUUUAAGUGGGGACAAGAAAAAUAAAAUUAAAAAAAAACAUUCUCAGGGGCACACCAACUUGAUUGUGGAUGUGUUGAGGUUGUUAUGUAAGACCCCAACCACGACAUCCAAGGUGGUGUUUCUUUUCUUCUUUUUUUUUUUUUGAAAUUGCAGAUCAAAAUAGGAUGUCUUCUUUUAAAGUACAUUUUUAACGAAAUCCUAGAUUUUAAAACAGUAAUCACCAACACUGAACACUUUAAUAAGGCGGCUAGAAGGUGGAGCCAACUUUUUUUAUUAUACCUCAAUCUGUUGACAUGUUGUCAAUCUUUUGACAUGUUGUCCAACUCCUUAGAGCUCAGAUUUUUAAGAGCAGGUGUUCUUAACCUUUGUUUUUUCCCAUGGAUCCACUUUCCAGUCAUUUGGAGGCCACGGAGCCCCUUUUAAAAUAAAAUUUUAAAUACAUGCACCCAUAAUAAAAUUAUAGAGAACAUGCAGCUCAUGAAGCCCCUGACACCUUUUCAUUGACCCCCAAGCGGUUCCUGGACCAGGUGUUAAGAACUCUUGACUUCCGCUCGGAUUAGUGGUCGGAUAAAAAAAAAUCACUAAAAUAAUGUAUAUCUGUUAUUCACAUUGCAGGCUUUAUGUAUGUGCGAUAUGGGCGGUUGCCUAGAUCGGCAUUUGUUCAAAGGGCGGAAAAUUCCAGAAAAAAAAAAUUUUUGAAUAUAAAAAAAAAUGAAUAUAAGGCACCCCUCUCUCUCUCCCCAUAAUGUGAUCAGUUCAGAUAAGUGGAAUGAAUUUGUUUACAGAUAAAUCCCUUUAGGGGCAAGGAUAAGGCAGAUUCCCCCCCCCCCCCCCUCAAAAACUCUGCAGUUGGCCGACUUUCUCCAUUCCCAUAUACGUCACAAAUACAAAGCACUUAGUAACAGCUUCACAAUAAAUCUCAUCACCAUAAAACGCUCCUAUUGAACAAAUCAUAUUUCAUUCAUCUUCCUCUUAAAAAAACUGGAAAGACUGAUUUUGGGUGUUGGUGGGGCUAAAAAUUUGAUAGAAUGUAUUGUCAUCGACAACAGCUCCACGUAACAAGUUUCAGCUCGAUAGGAUGACGGGAAGUGGGUCAUUUAGCCUUACGAAGAUAUUGCCAGAAAUAGACGUACGAAAGCGAAGUUAUUAUAAAGGAUUUUUUUAAAAAUCGAUUGAGUAAUUGAAUGCAAAAAAAAAAAAAAAACAAAAAAAACAAAAACAAAAAAAAAACAAAAAAAAACGCCUAUACCUUCCAUAAUGAUAGAACAUAUGAAGUUUUUCUUAAAGCAAUUACAACAGCUAAAUCAUUAAAGAAUUUUUUAAAAAAACGAUUAAGAAAUUAAAAAAAAAAAAAAAAAAAAAAACAAAAAAAACAAAAACAAAAAAAAAACAAAAAAAAACGCCUAUACCUUCCAUAAUGAUAGAACAUAUGAAGUUUUUCUUAAAGCAAUUACAACAGCUAAAUCAUUGGCAGAACAUAUGGUUUCCAUAAAGCAUUUAAAACAUCCACAUCAUUGGCAGAAGAAAUGAAGGUUUCGAUAAAGCAACUACAUCUAAAGCUUGAUAGUUCCCAAGAGAAAAUUACAGCUAAGAAAUCGACGAACAUCAGGUCUUUGGCUAGUAGUACUAUUUUGAGUGGGAAAAAACUUCAGCAACCACCACACAAAAUUAACUUUUUGACCCCAAUUUAGUAAAUAGCCUUUUUAUAGAGUGCGUCCUCCUUGUAUAUUUCAGAUACACACAAUGUAUAAAAUAUUUAACUAACAAAAAACAAGACUAAUUAAAAUUUAAAAAAAAUAAAAAUCUGAUUCACGACAUCGGACUCGGCUUCUUAUCCCUUUGUUUAUUCGUUAUUGAAUUAAUUUAUUUACUAAAAAAACAUCGCCUGUGUCGCUUUUCCAAUGUAUGACUGAGAAGUGUGAAAUGAACGCUGUAGUCAGGAGAAGUGCCGCCACGACCCUGCCAGCUGUUUGACGUUGACCCAGACAACAACCUCGUAACUCGAGCCUGACAUUGGUUUCAAUGACUUCUUACCUAGCACGGCGCCCCAACUUCCGCGUUUAUCCAUUGUCUAGAUAGUAGCCGACUUACUCGCUGGGUACUUGCUGAAAUAACUUAAUUACUUUGUGAAAGCAGGAAUGGUUGUUGAUUUUUUAUUUUUUCAAGACAGGUUUCCUAUUUUCAUGUAGUGUUUUUUUAGGGCUCACAAUAACUCGGUGCGUCUCAGUGAAUCGACCAUAGAACAGUUUCCAGUGAAUUUCAUAGUUGUUAUCAAAGAAGUUUUCGCCAACAUCGCACAGUUAUUUAAUAAUCGUAAUAUUUUGUCCAAGUACAGAGGUCCUAACAUGUGGUUCUCGGAAACGUUUGGGGUCCGUGAAAAUGUGUCAGAUCGUUCGUAAACUUCAUCACCUUUGGGGCUGCAACCUAUAGGUUGGGAACCAUGGUUCUUUAUCAUGGUUCUCAACCUUCCAAAUGCCGCGACCCUUAAAUACAGUUCCUCACCUUGUGGCGAUCCACAACCACAAAAUUAUUUUCGUUGAUACUUAAUAACUGUAGAGUUUAUGUGUUUUCCAUAGGUGAGAGAGAACCGCUGUUCUAUAUGAACCUACAUAUUCACUGAAAUAGAAUUUUUUGUGUGUUGUUUUGUGUGGGGGGGGGGGGGACUUUUACAAGACUAGGGUUUAGAUUACUCGGAGCUUUUUCGACCUGACGCAGUUUUAAAAAAAAAAUAGUUUCUUAAGUGGUCAAGUCCUGAAUAUUAAAAGUGCAGAAAUGUCGUUCAGAUACCAAAGUUCAGUGUCAAUGUUACAGGUAAGUUUCUGUAAUUGUACCCCUCUCGUUUGUAGAAUAUUUUCGACUGACUGGCACAACGUCUACCAAGGAUUGAACUCGUUAUAUGUCUUUAGAUAUCUUUGUAAUAGUGAGCUCGGAUAUCUUUUUUUGUUAGUGGCCUGUACACUUAACAAAAAAACGUAGGAUGGCGUAUUUGAAAUGUCCCAAUGUGCACUUUAGCUGCAACACCUUGCAAUGUCAUGAAUAAAGUAGAAAUUCUCCAUCAGACUAACAGGACAUUGUACGUGUUGCAGAAGUUUGUUUUUUUCUUUUUCUUUUUUUAACAUCGACCAGGAAGUGAAUUCAUGUUGUUUAUGAUUCUGAUGACGCGGUUCUCAGUCAGCUGUCGGGGAAGCUUUUUUGUGUGGAUUGUUUAAGUUUUCGAAAUAGAGUCCAGAUUAUGUUAACUGUGAUAUUCGAUGAACUGGAUCUCUGAAAAAAUCUUCGUGUUUCAUUUGCACCUUGUGGACAAUGUGUCAGGGUUUGAGUACCUAGAGAACAAUGGAACAGUAUAUUGCAAUAACGAAAGAGAGAAACACACAGAGAGAGAGAGAGAGAGAGAGAGAGAGAGGUGUGGGGGAUAUAUUUUGAACGCUGACUUCCAUAUAGACAUCGGCCAACCCCAGUAUCCCCUUCCGAGACCAGAACAUUUAAAAGCAAUGUAUCGGAUCUUUUCCUCUACGGACCAGAGUACUGGAUGACCGCAAGAACUUCAGAGCGGAAUCUUUAAAUUUUCAAGACGGAGUGCUUGCGAAUGAUCAACGAUGUGGAUAAGAUAAAUUCCGUUGACGGACUGAGAUGCCGACAAGGAGCGAAACAGAAACGAUGCAAGCUGGUCGCUGGAGAUGACGCGGUCAUAUCCUUAGCGUACCACCAUAGUUUUCCUAAAAUUGGCAUCUACUUAAAAUCUAUCUAUCUGUGUGUGUAUACAUCUCAUUUAAGUACAUAAUGUGUACAUAAUAUGGUUGUUUAAACGGUUUUUGGAGCGUUAUUGUGUAGGCCGCAUAGUUGGAGUGGGGGAGGGUUUUCAAUCCUUGCCAUGUCCAAUUUAAGAAAAUGACUGUCUUUAUAAUAUAUUUAUAUGUGUAAUUUUGUAUGAAAUGAGAAACAUAAUUUAUUAGUUCAUCGACCUGACAUCGCCGACAACCGUAGAGCUUCCAUAACUGUUAACGCCAGUUCAUCUUCACAAGAGAUUUGGAGUGCUUUAAAAUGAAUACUUUUAUAGUUGUUUAAAAUGAUUAUUGUAAAAUCUUUAGAAUGUUCUCCAGGACAUGUUUUUCCCCUCACUUUUUUUUCAUUCAGUCUUCAAAAUUAACAUUACGUCUCCAUAUCCCUUCUUCUUCUAUCCGCGUCGCCGGGAGAUACUGUUGGCGAUGCGCCGCAAGGUGUGAGGCCUGCUGGAGGUUCGUGUCGUGGAUUUUGAGGGUGUCCUCAACACAGUCAACCCACCGCCGGCGUGUGCCCCUACCUCUGGCUCUGUACCACACCAAGUGAUAAAAACAAGAUCUGCUCUGAUAGUUUUAGGAACUCCGUCAGUACUGAAGGGUUGGGGACGAUUCGCCGCCGCACUUUCCCUGCCGGGCCGUUUCGUAGAGGGGCCGUCUUGCCGAAAACGAUAAAGCAUUAUACAAAGGAGAUAAUUGAAAUCCUUGGUACUAUACAACUUAAACAUUGGCUGGGAUUUAAAUAUAUUUUUACCCCCCCCCCCCCUUUUUUUUUCUUCCCAUAACCAAUGUAUUUAAAUUGUAUUUUACAUUUUCGAACUAUUAAUAUUAAGAGAAACGAAAAUUUUAAAGUAUUAAAAACCUCGAUAUUCUUGACACAGCCCCCAAUUUCAAUAUUAAGUAAAAAUUGAACUUUACUGCUAUAGAGGCCGGGGCCCCAAUCAAAAUAUUAAAUGUUGCAGCUUUCUCUUUCAUCUUGUCCCUGAUUUAGAUCAAAAGACUCUUUUUCUUUAAAAAAAAAAAAAAUUAAGAGUGGCUCUUUAUCCAAAAGAAGGUUUCUGACGGGGCCCCAAAUUAAAAUGAUAAAUAAAAGAGUCAUUUCGGAGCCUAGACUCUUAUUUCCACCAUAACUAGAUUAACAAGGCCAUUUCGCCCACGAAGGUAUAGAAUUUUAUAUAUAUAUAUAUUUUUUUUUUUAAAUAUAAAGGUUACUAUUUAAAUACACAUUUUAUUUUAAGAACUCUGAACACUGAAAAUGCAUUUAUUUAUAAAUUUGAUUUUUACAAAUGGUGUCAAGUGAGCUGUCUGGGGACGUGUUCUCUAUCACGAGUUUGCUUGGAACUUGUCCUCUGUCACUGCUCAGUUUUGGAAAAUCCCCCCAAAUUUUCUGGUCAGGGUGAGGCAGCAUGCAUAUACUCUGGGAGGAUGGCUGGACCCAGAUCAUGACAGAAGUUAGAGUCGAAGAAGUCCUCAGGGAAUACUGCCCUGGAAUAAGCCGGGCGGAUAUGUUUUACCUUCCCUCCCAAGACAACCUCUUGAAAGAGUCCAGGAGAAAUGCAAUACAAACUUCUUUUCACUCAUGGAAAUAGAAGUUUGGGUGGGGGGGGGGAGUCUUGUAUCCUGUCUAAAGUACACAACAGAAAAAUAAAGUCAAACAGAUUAAUUAUUUAAAAGGGAAGCGUUAUGGCGUGGUGAUAAAAAUCAAUAAACUUAAACAUUAACGAGACAUUCAAAAUGGUAAAAGUUGGGGCGGUUUCGGAUUUUCAGGAGCAGCUGGAGAGAUGCCAUUUAAACAUGUAGGUGUGACUUGACCUCAGAGCCAUCGUGUGGGCCCUGGAAUCUAUACGCUGCAGGGGGCCUCGGCUAUUUUUGGGGCUCAAAGUUGUGAUGUGGACACUAUUUAAUCAUCAACUGUAAAUGCGAUGUGGGGUGGGGGUUGGGGGGGGCAUAAAAACCGAAAAGUCAAUCUAUUCCUCCGAUGGCAGCCGGUUGAUGACGUCGUUGAGGAUUCUAGUCUUUACGCGCAUGUAAAGACCCGACUGGAGUUUGAUAAUUUAAUUUGAACUUAAAUUGUCCUGCUGUCAUAAUAAAAUAUGUUAUCCCUUUUGAAAAUUAGCUCUCACGUAUGCAGCAUUGCAAUUAAAUAGUUAUCGAUAUUUUAAAUAAAUAAACUAAUUGACAUCAUUUGGUCUCAGGCUAUAUAUGCAUAUAGCCGUGUUGCAGCUUUUACUGCAGAUAUAGAAAUUAUUACAUACCUGACAAACAAUAGUUUGUUAUCUCAGUCAGAAUUUGUUGUUAAAAAAGCAACUUUGUAACACACAUUGUAAUUUGAAGAACAAUAUGAUUAAACAAAAAGUAUAUCAAUCUUUCUAAAUAUUUUGAGAAUUAAACACAAGUCCGCUUGCAUUUUCGUGAGUAUGCAAUGAAAUCACGACUUACCUUGUAAAAAUCAAUAAAAAUUAUUCAAACUGUCAUCGGAUUCUCAAUAUCUUUGUAAAUUGAGAGUUUGCAUUAUGUCUUGUCCUCUGAACUUUUAAAAAAUAAUUAUUAAUUAAUGCCAUCUAAUGUCCAUUAAUAAAUGUUUCUAUGGUAGGGUGGUCACCUGUAAGUUCGCAUUUCAAUUUUCCCUGAGCUGCCUCUGCAUAAUCAUUGGUCCAUUCUUGUUGAUUUAAUGUCCUUUGGCGUACUAGCCACAUUUUAGCGAAAGAAAGUCCAGGUCGGCGUCCAUUGCCUAGUCUAUGAGGAUUACCAAUACAAUUAUCUUCAAACCAGUUGAAAGCUGAUUAAGAUUCUAAGGAAUUUCUCGAGACGACCUGUCGACUGCGUUAUUUAUUUCCUCAAAAGACGCAAAGGCCAAAGAAACGAUCAUCUCUACUUUCAGCGCCUAGUCCGCAAUAUUGUUGUGUAGACCUAAACACCCGUCCAUCUGUGCAUAUUUUGUAAAAGAUGAAAAAAAACAACAACCCUUAAUGGUUUCUCCUGGAAGGGACCCUACUGCCAUUGCUUUCACAUUCUCAUACGUGCCGGGGUGGACAUGGUACGGUAAUAACACCACUCAACCUCCGACUGCCUAACCGUCCUCGCGCGCCUACGUGAAAAUUUUACAGUUAUAGACCAACCCACCUUUGAUCGGGUAGUUGUUGCUUAACAGAGUGAGUGUAAUACCGCCAUCUGUCUGCGGCGUGACUGGAUGGACACCCUUAACGAUGAAGUAAACCGCCUCUUCUAAAAUGUAUCUUCGUAUUUACAUUGGCGUAAUACAGUAAAAAAAAAAAAAAGCCCACAACUGACCACGCCCUCUGACAUUACGUGCCCUGAAAAAAGUGAUGAAACGCGCGGCCUUCAGUAUGUCGAGAGAAUAUAAGACAUGUUGUUCACAGGGACUGGAUUUAGCUUAAAUGGCCAUCGGCGAAACGGCCCCUUCUGUGAAAUGACCCGACGGCGAAUCGUCACAGCCCCCCCCCCCCCCCCCCCCCCCCCAAGCACUGGUCACACCAACAGCUAUUGACACAUUUCAUCAUUACUGUUUACAGUCAUACCGGUGCGCACCUGUCCUCAAGAAAACAAACCCGGUGAUAAGACGAGAGAUCAACGUAGGUUGAGUAAUCAAUGUUCUUUUCUUUCCUGUCUGUGCUUGGGCUUGAGUUCUGUCGCGUCUUUCGAGAUCGGGACCCCAGGGGUUCGGGCGAAAGCAGUCUCGGAUUCCUGCUCCAAAGUCAGAUACCGCUUGAUUUCUAGGACUGUCAUUUCCGACACUUUCUAGUCAUUUAAAUGUUGUGGCUGGAUUCAUUGUCAAAAGUGUGUUCUUUCAUCUAAUAGGCAUGAAAGAUUCAGCUCUCAGAACGGGAGGUAAAGCUGCAUACAUGUUGCCUGGAGAAAAAAAAACACACUUUUUUUUUAAUAUUCGGUUCCUGUAUUUAAAAAGAAAUAAUUUUAUUAUUCGGAUUCAAGCGAAUGUUGGCGACAUUAAAUUUUUGAGCUUUGAGUUAAGAUUUGGUUUCAGGAAUAUUCUGUUAUAACACCGCACUCGCUGUUUUAAGGACCCGACUGUGGGAAGUGAGCAAAGGAUAGGAUUCGGAAACCAAUUGGCCUUCUAGUUCUAGCAGACGCAUUUUUCUUCAAAGCUUUUAUUUAUUGUUUGUUCAACUUUUUGUUUUUUCUUCUUCUCUGUGUUGUAAAUUUGUAAAUUUUAAGUGAAAAGAGCUUUUGACAUAUUUUGAAUUCAGCAACAGGACAAUUCAUUUAAAAUCCUACCCGUGAUAACACUAGCCUUACAUCCAUUCAUCUCCUAACACCCCACUUCUCCUAGCAUAUACUUAAAUCCCCCCCCCCCAAAACACCCUCACCUCCCCCUAGCACUCUUCUCUUAUCCGGCCUCUCCUCCUACCACCCAUCCUCUCAUCACAUCAUCCCUCUUCUCCCUACACCCCUCUUCUCCUAUCACCCCUCUUCUUCUCUUAGCAUUCUCCUGUCCUCCUAGCAACCCUCCUGCCAAUUCUCCACCUCCCAUCCUCCCACGUUUUACACACUUGUCUCGCGAUCGUUCAGUUGGAUCUCAUGGAGUAAACAGCCAUCUAAAAAUAUCAUAUUUUGUGCAGCCACGAGUUAUUUACGCCCAUGAGACAAACUCAAUUACUGCAUGAUCGCGGACACUAUGUCUUCUCGAGAAGCUUUAAACUCUCAAUUUCCAGAGAAAAGCAAAAGCGUAACGGUGCAAACUUUUACAAAAAAAUAUAAGAAAAUUUACUACUCACAUCUUUAAAUAAAGGGCUUUGGAGUUUGAAUGAAAGAAAACUUACAAAUUUAAAAAAAAAAAAAUAAUAAAAAAUUUUAAAAAAAACUUAAAAAAGAAAUUCUAACAAAGACGCGUUUAAACCCACUAAAUAGUGGGAAAUAAUUUAAAAUGCAUUGCGCAAUAUUUUUAUACGGUCUUAUUUUGUACUUUUUAGUCUUGGAAUGAGGUAAAAGAAAAAUUAAUAUACUAGAACAUGAUUUAAGAAGUGUCUAAAACUUAAAUGUAAUUUUUAAAAAAAAAAAAGGCACGGUAGGCUUUGAAAGUGAUAAUACAGUGUAAAGACCGACCGAAUUUUGGCUUCGGUUUCGGCGCCGAAAGUGGCCAUUUUAUCACUUUCGGCCAAGUUUCGGUUUUGGCCGAAACUGAAAAGUUAACUUUCGGCUUAAUUUCGGUUUCGGCCGAAAGAGAAAAGUUAACUUCGGUUUUUCUUCGGUUUCGGCCGAAAUUGACUCAGACUUUCGGCCAUCCGGCCGAAAGUGACUCAGGUUUUCGGUCAUUUAAUACUCAGCGAAAGCGAUAUUUAACAACAAACUAAGCGACAUUUAGGAACAAACUAAACGAUCUUUAAAAUCAACUAGGCGAUCUUUAAGAACAAUCUAAGCUAUCUUUAAUAACAAACUAAACGAUCUUAUAUAACAAACUAAACGAUUUUAAGACCGAACUAAAUAAUCUUUAAGAACAAAACAAAUAAUAUUUAAUAGUAAACUAAAUGAUUUAUAAGAAUAAACUAAGUGAUCUUUAACAGAAAACUAAAUCUUUGUUUAGGAACAAACUAAAAGAUCUUUAAGAACAAACGAAUCGAUCUUUAGGAACAAAAUUGAUUAUCUUUAAGAACAAACUAAGGGAUCUUUAUGAAAAAAAUAAGCAAUCUUUACAACAAACUAAGCGAUCUUUAACAACAAACUAAGCGAUAUUUAUUAGCAACUAAAAGAUCUUCAACAAAAAACUAAGCGAUCUUUAAGAACAAACUAAACGAUCUCUAACAACUAACUAAACGAUCUUUAAGAACAAACUUUACGAUCUUCAACAACAAACUAAGCGAUCCUUAAGAACAAACUAAACGAUCCUUAACAACAAACUAAACUAUCUUUAACAACAAACUAAGCGAUCGUUAUGAACAAACUAACGGAUCAAUAACAAACAACUAAACGAUCUUUAAAAACAAAUUAAUCGAUCUUUUAGAACCACAUUUUUUAGAGACCCUGUUUAAAAAAAUAAUAUUUUGCACAAAUUUCCCCCUCCUCCCCCCUCCCCCCCCACCAAUUUUUGCAAAAUUUUCUCUUAUCACAUACUAAUUUUUAAAAAAUUGUAAAGCAAUUUAAAUUACUUUUAUAUUAAAAUGGUAAAAUCCAAAGUAUUUAUUAGAUCAAGGGUCUCAAACUCAAAACAUGGGCAGGGGGGGGGGCACAGGAGGUAGUGUCUGAAUGAGAGUGGGCCGCAUCAAGUAAUCCACACAAAAAAGCGAUUACAACUGUUACAAUCUGCUCAAUCUUUAUAAAUAAAAAUAAAAUCAUUAAAGGUUCUCAAGAACUACUCACUGUUGCCAGAGACCUGGCAUACAAAAAUAUAUAGAAAAAUCAGAUUUAGACUAGUCGGUGAGAUUCGACUGAAACCGUCGCGAAGAGUCACGUUAUAGAUAUGAGAAUAGGGGAAACGGGCCGGCGCAUUGACACUAAACUUUUCUGUCAUGUAGCGGGCCGCAAAAUAUCGUCUUGCGGGUCACAAAUGGCUCGCGGGCCGUGAGUUUGAGACCCCUAUAUUAGAUGUUUAUUUAUCAAUAUUCACGAUUAUCUCAUUUUUUAUAAAAAGAAUGUAAAUAUUUAUACUUUCCCACAUCAUUUUCGAUGUAUGCAGAAUAUAUGCGGGAACGAAUUUCAAAUAAUCUUUAUGUUUCGGCUUCGGUUUCGGCCGAAAUUCAUUUUUAACUUUCGGCCUUUUUUCGGUUUCGGCUGAAAGCCCUUUUUAAACUUUCGAAAUUUUUUCGGUUUCUGCCGAAAGUCAUUUUAAAUUUUCGGCUUCGGCCGAAAUCAGAAAAUCACUUUCGGUCGGUCUCUAAUACAGUGCUACCUCGGUUUACGUCCUGAAUCCGUUCCAGAUCUUUGGACUUAUACCAAACAUGGCGUAUACCAAACGUAUUUUCCCCAUAAGAAAUAACGGGAAAAUGAUUAGUCCGUUCCCAUGAAAAAAGAUCAUAUUGGUAUUGGCAUAUUAUACAUUUAUUGGCGUGGUUGUAUAAAAUAAUUUAAACACUGCUUAAAACUAAAAUACAUAAAUAAAAUGAACUUGGGUGAAAUGAUGAAAAUUUAACCUCACUAACCUUGGUGAGAAGAGUCAAGUGCUUACUAAUAUGGUGCUGAGAAGGAGUAGAAGUUGUUUUGAAGGAGAGUCCACUUCCAAUAAAACUAUAGGAAUAUAACAUUCUAUUGUUUUUUCUUUUUUCUGUCUCUUUUCCCUAAUUUACCAUGGUUGAGGCUCACCAGGUUUGACCUUUACUUAAUAUCUGUCUAAAGAGCUUUGCUUUUACCUUCUCCUCAGGAUGUUUCGAAAAUGUGACAUUGUCUGGUCAUUCCAGACAAUGCUAUUACGACUUGUUUGAGCUUUGUUGGGGUGGUACUGCUCUGCAAAGCUUUCGACGUCCAUCCAUUUAGCAAAGAUUUCCUUGAUUACUGAAGCAGGAGCCUCCUCUAUCUCCUCCUGCUCAGAGCCUGAAGAGAGUGCACCCAUCCUAGUCUGGGGCUCAUUCUUCUCAAGUUCCUGAAGCUCCUCAGGGGUCAGCUCUUCCCUGAGACACAAACAAGUUCUAGCACGCACGCGGGUCGUAUUCCAAACGAAGGUUUUAUAUUAAAAAAAAGGGUUCUCGUCCAAACAGGACCUAUACCAAAUUGGACUUGUUCCAAAGCGAACGUAAACCGAGGUGCCACUGUAAUUUUUACGUAUAGUAAUAUACUGUGCUUAGUGAGUAAUAAUAUCGUGAAGGAGAAGAUAGUCUCGCGUGCCUUGGGACCUUGCAUAGCUGGGAACUGACAUUAGGUCAUACCGUCAUCAGAGGAGCCUUUGGGGCUAUGACGUCAGCUCUUCUUUUUUUUUUUUUUUUUUAAAGAGAUAUGGGAAAAAAAAAAAAACAGAAAAAUAGGAACGAAUGAUAUAUUAUAAUUAGCAAAAGCAUUUCGUUUUUUUCCCCAAAUAUUGAUAUUUUUUUUUUUUUUUGGGGUUUUUUUUUCUGUUUUUCUUUUUUUUUUUUUUUUUUUAAAGAGAUAUGAGAAAUACAACAAAACAGAACAAUAGGAACGAAUGAUAUAUUAUAAUUAGCAAAUGCAUUUCGUUUUUUCCCCCAAAUAUUGAUAUUUUUUUUCUUUUCUGUUUCAGGCCAACAAUGCCUAUAUACGAGACCAGUGGCUGCAUUCCAUACAGUGGAAAGUAAGUGUAUUAAUACUCAUUCUCUUUAUUCUAUUAUCUUCAGACACCUGUAACUUGUAUAUCUGUGGAUCUUAAAUCGUCCCCGUCCACCAGCGAAAGAAAAACAAACUGGGAAUGGGUUGACCGUGGUGGUGGUGGGAAGGGGGGGGGUUGGGGUUGGAGUAAAAAUUGUUUAUGAAUGGCAUCAUCAAGCACACUCCUCAAACGCCAUUUUUUUGUUUAAACCCGCAUCGUUUAAAAUUUGAGGACCCGCAGAUCUAUAUACUUGAGUUUCGUUGUAACAGAUUUGCUCAACCUGCGGCAGGUCAAGAAAAUAUCGACUAGAUCAGUGGUUAUCUAAGCGGCCGAUAUGCCUCCUAGGAGGCAUAUGGGAUAGCCCGGGAUAUGGGAUAGAAAGGGGGCUGAAAGGCUUGGGAGACGCCUGGGGUUUUAAAAGGGGGAGUAUUUUUUAUAAUUAUAUUUUUGAGAGAAAUUUUAAACACUGUUUUGGUUGGUUGUGUCAAAUAAGUGUCGAACAGCAUUUAAUAUAUUUUUUUUUCACACACAACUAUGAGAGAAAUUACUUUUGCUAGAACUCCCUAAUAGCGGCUCUUAAUACUGGAACACUUGUACUUUGGAAGGCGUUGUGGGAUGACAUCAUCUAAAACUUAGUAUGACGUGGACUUUACAAUAUGCUUUUAAUAGAAGCACCGGUGGCUUGCGUUCCUUCCAGUGACAUAAACAUUUUAAAUGGCUAAAUUAAGGAAGUCGUAAACCAUCGGUGAAGAACUCGUCUGUCAACUCCUAGCGAGAUUAUAGUUUGAUAGACCCAGAGCUGAGACUAUGGAAGAGUAGUUGUGUAGCAUAAACAAAAAUCGACAGAAUUUGCAUUACAACUGGAUGAGUUGACUUUCAAGGCAAUAUACAUUUGCUUAUCGUUUAUUCACGUAUUUUAACAUUAAGCUUGGACCGACCAAGACAACACAAAUAUAUUCUGAAAGACGGGAGGGAAAAAAAAAGAAAGGAGGGUGGCGUCAAUAUUUUGUGUUUUGGAACAAUACAGAUAAUAGCAUAAAGUUACAAUUAAUGAAAACGCCAUCAAUGACUGACUGCAAUUUCGGUAGGUCCUUAUCGUCAAAUGUCUUCAUUACUCUUUGUGGACUAUAUCGUCAACAUCUGGUUUCUAAAAACAACAACCCAGCGACCGUCAUAAGUCAAGGGAUGUACAUUUUUAAAACACAGACUCUCGAUGAUUGACUACUUCCGAUGCUCUGUGUUGAGAACGGUGCUAAUUGUUCUGCUUAAAUCUGACGCUAUUCGGCACAAAUGUUUAUCAUGGAGCCGACUCCAAAGAGGAAGACAUAGAAAAAGAUGGGACGAUAGCAUCAAAGAGUGGACGGGACUAAAAAUGGGCGAUGCUGUGCGAAGUGCAGAAGACAGAGGCGAAUGGAGGAGGAUAGUUCACAUGUCAUCUGUGGCGCCCCAACGGUCCAAGGACUAAGGUACAUGCUGAUGAUGACUCCAAAGACACACGGCAUUGCUAGUACAUCAGAAAUAUUGUAUAAAUUGAAUAAAAUAAUUGCAGGUGGAUGCGAUCAAUCUUAUUUAUACAAACCAAAUCUGCCUCCCUUACUUUCGAUUAAAAAUUAUCCACAUUCAAGCGCAAUAUUGGACGUCUCGAAUUAUAUACUGAUUUCCAAGCACGUCUGAGCUAGAUGUAAAGGAUGAUAUGCAAGAUGCUUGUGGGUAGUAAUUUGAGGGUCAAUUUUAUAUGCUACGUAAGAUAGUCUGGACGAUUUAGAAUUUGUCUUGAGUUUUGGCUACAGUUUGAAAUUGUUUACCCCUAGUCUGGCCGGUACUUGAUUAAAUGCUUCUUUUUGCCAUAGAAAUAAGAACAUAGUCGAUACAUUUUCAGAUAGAGACUUAAACCUGGCAUUGAUGGACUGCUAUUCCUUUACCAAGCCAAAGCUAUCAAUCGCAUCAAGAGUAAUGGAAAACGUUAGGUUUCUAAAAACCUUGCUCGAUAAUUAUUACCCCUUAAAAAGCUGAGCUUGAUGCAAAUAAUCAGCUUAUUAUUGAAUUAAUAAAAGAGUACCAUUCCAUUUGUAUUUUGAUUCGCUAUUCAAAUAUAUAUAUAUACACUUAAAAACUUCAUUGUGUUAUGAUCUGCUAUAGAGGGCCGUAUAAACUUUAUUUCUAAAAAUGCUUAUCAUGGGGUUAGACAGGGAGGUGCGUUCGGUGUGGGUUUAUGGUCCAAAGGUGGCGAUGGCUGAAAAAAAGCUUGAGAACCACUGGAAUAGAUCAACGUUUCUCAACACAUUUUUGUGUGUUGCUCCAGACCCACUUAACAUGUUAUUUUUUUAAGUGGUUACAUUUCCUGUAAAAAGUAUGAAGAAACUACACUUUUUAUUUAGAUACAAAUACUUUUUUCAAAAUUUUCGUGGCCCACAAAAAAUAAAAUGUGGCCCCCAUGAGGGCCAUAUGACCAACGUUGAGAACCGUUGACCUAGACUCAACCCUAAAAAUCCCUGUGAUGAGCGGUAUGAAAUAGUUCAAAACUUUCCACUCAAAAAAUAAUAAUUAAAUUCUGCACCUCAUUGACAUUACACUACACCAAGAUGAUCUUCAGGACUUACAAAGUAUUCUAAGGUUGGUCAUCAUCAGAUUCAAGGAUCAGCGAGAGCAUCUUAAAAUUCAGUUUGAAUUCCCUUUAAUCAUUUACGAGUUUAUUUCUACGUUGUAUUUAGUUUCGUGUAUGCAAACAACAACUUAAAAAAAAAUAAAAAAUUACACAUUGUAUACUUGAAAAGAGCAUUUCGUUCUCUGUUUCCUCCUGGUUUUGUUUUCCUCCAAGCUUUCAUUUUGGAGAGGAUGGAAAUGACUCGGGUUCCAAUGAUUACUUUGAUUAAUAUUUCAUGUCGACCAGUUUUUGAGUGGUUUGAAAAAGAAAAAGAAAAAAACUACGAGGCGUAAUCAAUUGGGGGAAAAAGCGCUGCAUAUAUAUUCUGCAGCAUCCUGCGCGAUAUCUCGCCACGAUGCUUCACGAACGGCUUAAAAACGUUAUAUCCAUUUACGUCACACAAAAAAUAUAUCCUAUCGUUUCGGUACCCGGAACUCAAGACUUACACGGAACACUGCCAUUUAUGACUUGACUAUGACUUUACUUUGAAAAGCAUUUUAGAUUUUCAUUAUUGAUCUGUCAAAUAAUACUAAACGUUGUCUUAAAUGUCUUAGCUGCAAAGUUAUUUAUUAAAUAAUGUAUGUAUAUUGAAAACAUUAUUUUUUUUUACAUGACAUCCGCUUCUUUUCUACUAUAUUUCAUCCAUGUUUCACUCGUACAUUCUUAUUUGAUCGUAUCACUUAAAAUUAUAUCAGACGAUUCUUCCCGGUUAGAUCCAAGGUUCGGUCAAUUUGAAUUUCGCAAUCCUCAGAUAGAAAAUUCAGUGAAAACAUCAACUUUUUUAAUGAAUACCAAUUAUUUUGCUAAAAGCUGUAAACCGAUGGUUUAUUCCCCCCCCCCCUCCCCUCUCCCGCGUUUUUCACAACGAUGAAAUAUCUGCUUAACAAAGGCACUUCUUAAAGGCAUCAUUUGUUUAUUUCUCGUAUCUCCAGAAUUGUACAUAUAAAAUUUUUAACAUUGAUCCAACUCCACCGACAUGUUACAAAGUGAUUCUUUCUUUCUGUUGUAUUCAAAUCGAAAUAUAAACUGUUUACAAUAAACGUUGUUGAAUUAAGCUAUGUAUUGGAAAAGUUUCAAAACCAUGUUAUUUCAAGGUAAAUUAACUUUUUUUUUUUUUUUUGUUAUUGUCAACUUUCAGCGACACAUUUUUAGAUCUGAAAGACUUCUGAAAAAUGCAAGACGACCGGAAAUCCUUGUCAAAGAAAUAAAGGUAAUUAUACUGUACCAUUUUCAUCGGUGAACUCCGUGUGCCGUUUUUUCGGUGAACUCUGUGUGUGUGUGUGUAUGUUCGAUAGGGUUCCCACAUUUUAUUUUUGAAAAAAAAAUAAAAAAAAUAUAUAAUUAAUAUAAAUAUUACCAUUCGAUUAGUUGCUGUUUCUACCCACAAAACUAUUUACCUUUGCCUAAUCCUUUGGAAAUAUUGGAUAAGUUGGUCAUCGUGCAACUGUAAUCAGUGUUCGCAGCGGAUUGGUCAUGUAUCUAAAGACGUUGAGCACUAAUGAAUAUGGGAUUGCCAGUCAUAAUACAAACAGAGCGACAGUCUGACUUCUCUUGGGCGGCCGAAAGCCUCAAUCACUUUCGGCCGAAACCAAAAAUCAACGGAAAGUUAACUUUUAUGUUUCGACCGAAACUACGCAGAAAGUGAUCAUACGGCAACUUUCGGCACCGAAAACGAAACUCGGUCGGCCCCAAACUACAAGUGAGUCAUGUCGUGGUUUAAUAGCACACGGCUUUCAGGGUCAUUUUAUCCCAACUAUCUUCGGACAGGCAACAAAGAAUCGAUCGAAGUCGAAGGAAUUUUCUUUGGUGGUUCAGAGAAGAUCAAGAAAUUGAAUUAAUUAUUUACAUUUAACUGUGGAUAUACAACUAAUAGGUAAAAUACACCGCAUUGAAUGCUUGCAUUUGUUGUUGUUUUUUUGUGUUUUUUUUUUCCAAGUGGGACAAAAUGAGGGCCAUGAAGGGCCCUGCAAAUCAAAAUCUUUGUUUAUAAAUGUGAUACGGAUAAAUCAUGUAUUAUUAGGAAUUAAGACAUUUAUCCCGAUUUUUUUUUCUAUUUGGAUUUAUCAUUAUACUUUUUAACAUAAGAGCAAGUACACACAUUUGAUGCAGUGGUAGGGAGACACACUUCUUAGAUUGCUGUGUUGAUUGGUUCCCGAAAAAGCUGUACAAUGGUUCCAAAUACGAUAAUGUGUUGUCAUCCCUGGUCCAGGAUUCUUUACGGGCUGCAGGGCAGCUGUUAUUUGUCGGGCAAGAUUGCAGCCAGCUGUGUAUGUGUGUUAACAUGUUUUGCGCCAAUUGUUCUGAUAUCAUUUUAUUGCAUUUCAACCCAAGCGGAAUCUCUGGUUUUGGUCUGCCUUCAUCAACCAGGUAAUAAACCUUAUCUCGACUGUUCCACGUUGAUGUGGCCAUAUUGAGCAAGCGGAAGUUAGCCACUGACGCAGCUCAGGGGGGAGUGAACAUUUCCUUGCAGAUAUUAAGCAACGGGAUUUUCUGUUCAGAGCUAUCGAACCUCCCUAACUACUAUCCAAAAAGAAAAAAAAAAAAAAAAAAAAAACCCCCCUCUUUCAGCCCACCUUAACAGCUAGCAGUAUUCCGACACCAUCAGCCCUCCUUAACAGCUAGCAGUAUUCCGACACUUUCAGCCCACCUUAACAGCUAGCAGUAUUCCGACACCAUCAGCCCUCCUUAACAGCUAGCAGUAUUCCGACACCCUCAGCCCUCCUUAACAGCUAGCAGUAUUCCGACACCAUCAGCCCACAUUAACUACUAGCAGUACUCCGACACCCUCAGCCCUCCUUUACUAUUACUAGUAGAAGUAAUCUAACAAAAUCUGCCUUCUCCGAAAAUUAACAGUAAUCUAACAACAUCAGCCCUCCCUUGUUACUAACAGCAAUCCAACAACAUCAGCCCUCUCAUACAAUUAACAGAAUUCCAACAACAUCACCCCCUCUUUAAGUUCCUUUAUCACAAGGGGAUGAAUGACAUGUUGAACAAGCCUUAAUCACGCGGUGCCUUUCAAUAUUUUUAUCUUUUCAAUCCUCGAUUUACAUAUUCAAAAUAUAUAUAAUAUAAGGGUGAAAUUUCGAAGGAAGGCAAUAAUUAAAACUGUAGGCAGUGUUAAUUUGCAGUAUUUUAAAAGCAGAAAGAAAAUCUCUUAUAUACUUUGCUUCUGGUGUGGCUGCUUUAUCAGCACAAAUGGCGCCCCCCCCCCCUUCAACAUUUUUAUAUUAAUAAUACCGAGUGGGGUGGGGGGGGGGGGGAAUGCUGUCAAGCAGUGAGCGUUAUACGUGAUGGUUGAACUCAGAUAAGAAGAUUGAAUUUUUUCGGAGGCGACAAUUUUAUUAAUUAAUAAAGAGUCACGCGUAUGGUGUAGGGUGGUGUGGCUGCUUUAUCAGCACAAAUGGCGCCCCCCCCCCCUUCAACAUUUUUAUAUUAAUAAUACCGAGUGGGGUGGGGGGGGGGGAGAAUGCUGUCAAGCAGUGAGCGUCAUACGUGAUGGUUGAACUCAGAUAAGAAGAUUGAAUUUUGUCGGAGGCGACAAUUAUAUUAAUUAAUAAAGAGUCACGCGUAUGGUGUAGGGCUGUCUUUAGCCCUAGCGUUUAAAGACCAGAAGGUAAGAAGCGGGAGUGUGUAUAGGACUAUAGUUUAAAAGCUGACAGGUAGAGCGUAGGACCUAACAUUUGGACGUCUGGUUGGCUCAGUUUGUAUGGACGACCUUCUGUAAAUGCGAAUUUCGUGGUCUCAUCCAUAUUCUGAUAGGUUAAAAACGAAAAUUAAAAUAAUAAAUAUAGUUCACUACUGCUUAAUUAGAAACGCAUAUGCAAAAUUAAAAAAAAGAAAAAUAAUAAUAAUAGUUAUAAUAGCUUUUGCCAUGAAUUUAUAAAAAAUAAAAUAUUUUUAUCACUGCCAAAAAAAAUAAUGCAAAGCCGCAUAAUUCAUAAGGACUUUUUUUUUUUUUAAAUACCGCUCUAGAUUCGCUGGAAUCUGUACACAUUUAUAGUAUACUUAUACACUAAUGGUUAAUUAAGUCAGAGCGGGUAACCUUACAGAAAGGUUUGUAAUGGUGCAAUGUGGGAUCUUUUACACGCUCCUUUAGUCGGCGACAAGAAAAACAACGGACCGUGGACUCCAGGAGAAGACUGUCUAGGACUACGGCCUGCAUCUUUCAGAUCUCUGCAUCAAUUUUUUUUUAACUCAGUAACCAGCUCUUGACGCUGUUUGCGUCUCCCCCUUAUCUCGAGACCAAAAUAUGGACAGGAACUCCAUCAAAAACAUGCAAUUGCUGUUCAUAAAGCUUAUUUUUUAUUUUUAAAUAUGGGAUAUUUUAUUUGGGGGUGGUGGGGGGAGGAGGCCAAGGGGCGUAGCGCCCUGUCUUACUCUGGAGCAAGCGCGUUGGUGGAUUCAAAAGUUUAAGAUGGGGUAGAAGCACCAAGCCAUAUGACUCACCAUGAUGAUUUUAACCAAAAAAAAAAAAAAAGCAACGGUGGAGCUGCCAUCGUAAACGGAUGCAUCGCUUCUGGGGGGGGGGGGGGAGGCCAAGGGGAGUAGCCCCCUGUCUUACUCUGGAGAAAGCGCGUUGGUGGAUUCAAAAGUUUAAGAUGGGGUAGAAGCACCAAGCCAUAUGACCCACCAUGAUGAUUUUAACCAAAAAAAAAAAAAAAAAGCAACGGUGGAGCUGCCAUCGUAAACGGAUGCAUCGCUUCGUCUAACUCGUCGUUAAUGGAGUGCAUUGACCCCUCGAAGGUGGAGUGUAAAAAUCUAGGCUUGUGGGAACCACGGUCUGUUUGGGUUUACUAAGUGACUUAAGUUAGACAUAGUUAUUUGAAUGGGCAGGGAUUGAAUACAACGUGGUUGAUCAACCACGUAUUGGUAUGUGACGUGAUUAUAAUGCACUUGGAAUGAUCAUUUACCAGCUACAUUGGAAUGUUACAGAGAUUCUGCCCACCAUUUAUUAAUUUUCUGACCGAAAACAGUUACGCAUGUCCCCUUCCGUGUUUACAAACUGUUAUGGAAUAUAUAAACCCCCCACCACCACAAAAAACAAAAACCAAACAAAAUUGCGCUUGCAAACACCACCCACCCCCCCCCCACCCCCCGCUCUUUUUAACUCCCGUUGGAACCAUUGAUUCGCAUUUACCGAGGAACCGCCUCUUUGUCCAGCCUACUCUUAUCACGGCUCAUGUUGACCUUGUAAUGUACACCCUGCAGCACCCCACCCCCUUCCGAACUCCUCCCUCCUCCCCCCACACACACACUCACACGUUGACCCCUCCCACAGAUCACACACACACCCAAAGGCACUGCUUUGAAGGCAAGCGAGUCAACACACAAUCCGCUGGCAGAGUUUCGUCACUGGUUUACUCGUGGUUUUGGACCGUUUAAAACAAAUAAAGGUAUCGAUCAAUGGCCACCGACAGGGGCGGCCCCAGAUUUGAACGUUACACUUGGCCACCAAAACAGGCCAGGUGAACGGCGUGAUCUGUCGUGCUCUAUUCAUUUCGGUGUCCGUGCCAGCUGCGGUUUUACAUGGUCUGUUUCCACGGAAGACGACCGAGGCGCAUACGUUCUUGUGCUGCCCUCACUCCCUCUCCUUUUCCUCAUCCCCAGCACCUCUCCUCCUCAAUCCCCUCUUCUCCCAACACCCUGAUCCCGACCCUCACUGGUUCACACGUGAAGACAAGUGAUUUCUUCAAAUGCUGGAGGAAGGAGGAAAUAAGGUUCCUAAUGGCUGGCUGAAGUCUUGAGGCGUCCGUCCUGUUGUGUAGGAUAUUUUAAACAAGAUACUUUGUUUGCUCGAGUUUUAAGGUCACGAUUGGAAUGUUAAAAACCCGCCCCAUCCUGAGAUCGAUAACUGAACGUUUGCUUUCAAAUCAUUUAGUUUAUCAUCAUGUUCAACUUGAAAGCAAAGCCAUAGGAGUCUUUUUUUUAAUAGAAACUCUCAUCCCAACGACUUUUUUAAAAAACCUUUUUUUAAAAUUAGAAUCUCCUCUCUCCCUGACAUCCCUUGUAAAUCUAUUUUCAAGUACAAUAGAAAAUAGCUCCUUAUUGACGUCAUCACAGCGUCGAAGGCCUUAACCGGAUUUCAUAGUUUAUCCUGAUAAGUCCUUGCAUUAUUCACAAUUCAAGUGGUGCUUACCACACCAUUGACUUAAAAUCGGAGUGGACAUUUCAAUGCAUAUCGAUAAUCCGUCAAGUUGUGUUACUCAUUUUUAAAAAAAAUCUCGGCCACGUAUAUAUCACAUCAGCCUUCACGCUCAGUGUCUGAAGUUUUUAUUAGUGUUGCUAUUACUGUUGAAUUUCGAAGAACAGAAAUCAUUUCACUUGUAUGCAAACGUUAUAGUUGGGAGUCUUCCGUUGCUGCUAUAUGUAGAUAUCUGUUUACGUCUAUAGGAUUCAAGAUUUAGAAAUUUAAUAAAAAUCAGUUGAUAAUUUAUCAAAAUGAUCUAUGUUGCUCCCUCCCAUUUUCUCGUCAACUAAUCUUCUUCGUCUCAUCCUUUCUCCCUCUUGAUUUCUCCUCUCACACCCUUAUUUUCUUCUCUCUCCCUCCUGGUCUCGUCAUCUCUCCCUCCUUGUCUCCUCCUAUCUCCCGCGUUGUCUAGCUCCCUACUUGUCUCGUCCUCUCUCCCUACUUGUCUCGUCCUCUCUCCCUACUUGUGUCGUCCUCUCUCCUUACUUGUCUCGUCCUCUCUCCCUACUUGUCUCGUCUUCUCUCCGUGCUUGUCUCGUCCUCUCUUUCUACUUGUCUCGUCCUCUCUCCCUACUUGUCUCGUCUACUCUCCCUACUUGUCGCUUAAUAUUUCCCACCUUGUCUCCUUCUCUAUAAAAUUCUAUCUCUCCUCUUGUCCCCUCUCUCCUCUCUUCUCCUUUGUCUCCCCAUUUCUUCCCAUAGACUCUCUCUCUCUCACUUGCCUCCUCUCUCCCUCCUUGUCUCCUCUUUCCUUCCUUGUCUUCUCUCUCCCUCCUUGUCUCCUCCUCUCCCUUAUUGUCUCCGCUCUCCCUCCUUGUCUCCUCUCUCCCUUAUUGUCUCCGCUCUCCCUCCUUGUCUCCCCUCUCCCUCCUUGUCUCUCUCUUUCUCUUCCUCCUUGUUUCCUCUCUCCCUCCUUGUCUCCCCUCUCCCUCCUUGUCUCCCCUCUCCCUCCUUGUCUCCUACCUCCUCCGUAGCUCCUCCUUGUCUCCUACCUCAGCCUACUGGUCUCCACACAUGUAUUCACUCUCAAGUCUCCCUCCACAGAGCCUGAUCGAUGUGUCAUUAAUCACGCCCAUACAAGAUUCGUCAGUCUUCAGGUAUCCUCUUGACCUGGUCUCGGGCCUCAUACAACAGGUAACACAGUGACACUCGUUGUGUGUAUGUGGUGGCAUGCGUGAUUGCACUGCAUGUGCAGAGUUGAAAGUCUCGCGAAGUAUAAUUGAUGCAGUCUCAGUUAGAGAUUGUUGUUUAAGGAUGUCUCAAAUUAAACACCCCGGCUCUUGGCAAUACAGAAAACACGACUUGUGGUUGGUUGGUUUUCUCUCUGUGUGUGUGGGGGGGGGGGCGUCUAACUUGUAAAAUUAGUGUAUUUCAUUUGUUCCAAUGCAAGUCAUGAUUGUUGUUUAAGGAUGUCUCAAAUUAAACACCCCGGCUCUUGGCAAUACAGAAAACACGACUUGUGGUUGGUUGGUUUUCUCUCUGUGUGUGUGGGGGGGGGGGCGUUACUGGGGCAUGGGGGGUUAUGGGUGGUGGCGUGGUAAAUAUUUCUGCAGCAUUCAAUAUACAAACUCGAUCCAAGCUUUCUGCAGGUCAUUUAAAGGGUAUAAGUAUUAAGCCAUUUAUUUUAGAAAUUACAAUUAGCUAUAGGAAAUAACUUCUUCACGACUCGAUUAUUAUUAGUAAUGCAAUAGUAAGGCUUGGUGCAGCGAUACCAGUUCAUCGAUUUCUCGUUUGAAUUAACUUGGCAGGACACUGAACGUGCUUGUUCAGAUAUCUGAAAAAAAAGCAGCAGCAGGACGAUUAAAAAACAUUUUGAGAGCGAAAUGUCUUUUCAAGAAACUGUCAAGCACCAUGUUUCUCGGAGUCAAAACCGAUUUGCAGCCAACUGGCCGAGCCGCGAUUUGCCGACCACUGGCACCGAGUAAUGUUACUGCCAGGAAACAUCAUGACAUAUUAAUCUAUGUAAAACAGUACUCAAACAGCCAGAAUUCUAUUAGCAUGAGUGCUUCAGCGAUUAUAUUCCAGAUUUAGCAAUUAACAAGGAAAUGUAUACCAUGCGCUAGUUAUCACUGUUUAAUUUAGAAGCCUCGCAAAACACACUAAACAUUGUGUGUUUUGUGUGUGUGUGUUUUUUUUUUUAUAAUCAUGAGGUGUCUGAAGAUAUAUUCUUUUCGGCCAUGCGAAUAUGUGCCUUUUUAAAAUUUCAAUCCAUCAGGGAGGUUACUGUGCUCUUAGAAAUGAUCUAUUUUUUAUUCCCCCCCCCCCCCAUGCGUCUGCCGUCUCUGUUCCGAAAAUAACUGAUUAUUAAUUAAAUAAUUAAACAAUCCCGUUACCAGACGAGGCUUCGCCAAAUAUAUAUAUAUAUAAUUUUUUUAAAAACAACACUAAAUUCAAUUUCACCAUAUAUUCUGUGUUAAAUAUAUCUUCUAAGAAGAAUGUUUUCAAAAACUGCCAGUUUCAAUACCAAUGUAUAGUGCUGUUACACAAAAUGAAUUUCUUAAAACAGCUUAUACGAAGUAUUGAUUUAUUUGAUUUUUAAAAAAAAAAUAAUAAACAGCUCAUCUUUCAGAUUGAAUGUUCAGAUGUAAUACACCGACGAGCUGACGUGUCACCUGGCUCCGUAACAUGAAUUACAAAUAUGUCUUGUUUUCAUGAAUACAAUUUAGAAAUUUAAAAAAAAAUUAAACUCCUGUUUGAACGAUAUUGACCAAACUCUGGCGAUGAAUAAGCAAUAUGUCUGCAUGUCAUCUCCAACUUAAAGUCAAGCCACAUGUUCUCUCGUCUGAAAAUAAUCAAGGUCAUUUGUAGCGUCAGAGUGGACACGUUGAACUUUUACAUGCGUCUAAUGCACGUGUGUAAAAAUAAUGUCUGCUUAAACACAGCGCCCGACUAAGAAGGCCUAAGCGUGUGUUUUUGUUUUUUUGUUAACGGUCGCUUGUAACUGUAUUUGAAAUAUAGAUGUGCGUUCAAACCGUUUUCAGUCCGUGCUUGUCACCAUUCACCAGCGCUCCAAGUGAUAAUCCCAGCUCGCCGUCCCUCAAACCUAUCGAACCUUUUAGCGCCCUGAUUGGUCAUAGCGCCGCGCCCUCAGGUACCGUCCGUCCCCCUUUGAGAACCAACGAGGUACCAUAAAAGGGCAUUAUGCAUUGGCAGUAAGGUAUCACACAAGGAAAUUCUGCCCAACAUUUGAAGAUCCUCUAUACCUUUAAGUAGUUUCAAUAAUGACAGUGAGGGGCGUGGGGGGGGGGGGCUAUAUUUUGCUUGCCUUAUCUCCUGUAUCUGCCGCUGACCCAGCUCCCCCCCCCCCCCCCCCCCCACUCCCCCCCUCCCCCCCCCCUGCCCCCNGCCCAACAUUUGAAGAUCCUCUUUACCUUUAAGUAGUUUCAAUAAUGACCGGGGGGGGCGUGGGGGGGGGGGGCUAUAUUUUGCUUGCCUUAUCUCCUGUAUCUGCCGCUGACCCAGCUCCCCCCCUCCCCCCCUCCCCACUCACUCUCUCGCCCCGCAUUGGCCCCGCAAAGCACAAAACACAAACCCAAACCUGGGACAAAUAAGAAAAAAUUAAAAACAACUGUCGACCGAGGAUGAAAUGGAUAGAUCUAAGCGACGGGAAAAAUCGAUCGAAAGAGAUUCCCCCAGCAGUCCGUUAUUGUGUCGGUGAUCCACCCCUUAAAAGUCCACUGGUGACAAGUGGACAGACACCGCCCGCAUGCUUAACACCAGCGCCAAGUUUAGACCCGGUCCCGCCGCCGGUUAGUUAAGAGGGCUUGUUGUUUGGCCAGUGUUUGCUCAGUCAGCGCCACUGUUAGCCACCAUGGAGUUAGUAAGUUGGAGUCUUUGUUUGUGUUUACUUUUGCUUCUUGAAAUGGCAGCAUAGGUGGUGCUGCUUUUUGUGUUGUUUUUUUUGUUUAUUCUUCCUUGCAUGUCUAGAUAAUUUGAUAGUUGUGUUUUUGACGAAAAUUUAUGUUUUGGACUAAGGCAUGACUCUAUGUCCUGUAUGAAGGAAGUUAACUUUUUUUUCAUAUAAAUCAAAAUACAGCAACUGAAAUUAAACACUUACAGUUAAUCAGUUUGUCUGUUACUCAUUCUAUCUUGAUGAAGCAGGUUCCCCCACCCCCACCCCUUUUAUUUUGUUGUACGUCACUUCUUAACACAUUUAAACAAAAAAAAUCACAUACAUUAUUUUAAUUGUAAGAAAACAUUAACUUAACAGAAGAUAUUUUUCAAUAAUUUCUAGAAUUGAAUAAAACAAUAAAUUGAUGAGCAUUUUAAACGAGAACAAAAGUCUCGUUUUUUUUUUUUUUUUUUUUUUUUGUAAAAAAAAAGGGGGGGGGGGCGUGAAGGACUGCCCUUGUUGACACACUGGUUUAUCCACUGGAUACAAGUGCAUUAUAUUCACUUGUUUCGCAAUAUUCACUUGUUCACGGUGUUCAUUUGUUCACGGUGUUUAAUUGUACGUGGUAACCAUUGAACAAACAAACAAACAAAAAAGCCGUGUAGCCAUUUAUGGUAUUCACUUGUUCACGGUAGCCAUUGAAGAAACGAAAGUCGUGUAGCCAUGCACGGUACUCACUUGUACACGGUAGCCAAUGAGCGAACACAGGCCGUGUAGCCAUGUACGGCACUCACUUGUACACGGUAGCCAAUGAGCAAACGCACGCCGUGUAGCCAUGCAGGCCGUUUUGAGUUAUCUUAUCGGUGGAAAAGGUCAGACUAAUUCGGAGAUUGCGAUCUAUGGUGUAGGGUCAGAUUUAGCGCGCAAUCGACCGACACUGACGGGGGCCAAGUCUUGGGCCGAUGGUACCGUCUGUUUGUCAAACAUUGAUACGGUUAUCCCCCUUUGCGGUCAAACGUCGUCGUCGUCGUCCGCCCCCCCCCCCCCCCAAAAAAGGUACAGAUUGUAUAGGCCAAGUCUGCUUCCCAAGUUAUGCUUCUGACCUUUGAUAGGUGUCUUUAAACUUAAGUCGCUUUAUGACUGCGUUAUUUGCCUUGGAACACAUGUAGAUGGACACAUGAAUCACCCUGGGGUACAACCCAUAAUGAGGCACCCUGCCGUCUCCCUCAUAAGCUUGGUUUCUUAGAAUGAAGAGCACGCAAAGAUGGAUGACAGCGCGAUUUGCCCUGUAAUAACCGUCUCAGUUUGUAAUCGGGUCUGAUAACUAGCAAUUUAUCUUUAAAUUGUGGAGGCGGAUUUGUCGUAGUUGUAUGGACCACAAAUUCGGAUACUCUAAACACCGCUGACUGUCUAAUAAACUAGCUUUAUUUUGACGUUCCCCCCUCGUACCCUUUGGUUUAGAAGCGUUCAACCAGAGCGGCGGAGCAUACGGUGGCUUAUAAUGAAUAAGGAUGAAAUUAACAGAUUUUAAAGAAAAACUGCUCCUUUUUAGUCUGUUUGAGGGUUGAAGCAGGAGUCCUGGGGUACAACGCGGACUCAAAAAUGAAAAUCCACUUAUAGCUCAGACCUGACUCCAGACCUUCUUUUGCACUGUUUCUUGUGUUUUCUUUGACUUCGGAGCUACUCUUGCAGUGUGCCUUGUGUUUGAGAGUCUCAGACCAUCUCUAGCAAUCAUUUAUUAAUUUUAGAUUAAACCAGAUUUUAAAAUGUGUCUAUGAGAGGAUUUCUUAUCCUUUUUUGCAGCACGGCACCCCAGUUGAUUUUUACCCCACUCUAUGUCGAUUUCAAUACACAUUUCCCCACGCAAAAAAAUAAAAUGCUAAUAAACCAGACUUUGUUGGUCUUUUCACAGCAUCCAGCACCCCCAGGGGUGCGCGAACCCUUGGUUAGAACCCCUGGUCUAGGAUAUGACCUCUCAACAGAUGCAGCAGUGCGCCUGCCCCUGCUAAUCCCCCACCCCACUACUUACUGAAUAUGUUACAACAAAAAGUCUUUUUGUUCAUCAUUCGGUCUCAACCAGACUCUUUGUUUUCUUACUAUUGAAUUCGUGUGUAAUUUGUCUAAGUGGAAACUUUGAACGUGAUAGAACCACUACCGCUUUGCGCCUCGGUUUAAUCGCAUGUGUUCAAACCAACCCAACCCCAUUUCAGAAUAAGGCACGUUGUCUUCGUCUGUCUCACCUUUAGGCUAAAGCGAAUUUCAUGUACCUCAUUAGAACUUUUAUGUGUGGAAAUAAUGAGCUUGCACUUUUAGAAUGUCUGGAGCUAUUGAGGCCCAGCCCGCACAGUAGGGAAUAUUCUCCAGUUAAAUCAAGCCGUUAAAGAGAGCGUGGUUUCGUAACAAGUAUUCAGGAUUUUGCACGGUGAAACUUGCAUUCUCUUCUUGUUUAAUCUUGUAUAUAGUUCUCAAAUAAACAAGUUCUAGAUCAGCCCCCAACGAAAUGUUAAGGCUUUUCUGCAUGCAUUGGCGGAUUCGGGUGGGAAAGCAUGAAAGGGGGGAGGGUGGGGGCGAGACGGGAGACACUCCUCUUUCCAUUUUUUUUUAAAAAGAUGAAGACUAUGCACUUUUCAUGCACACGACAUUGUCGACCAUUCAGACUGAUGACAGCACUUAGAUUUAAUCAGCGUUUUCCGUGUUCAAGCCGCUGGUGAGCAGUUUGGGUGACACGGCUUUAUUAGAAAUGUUGAUAUACACCUGGCAGAUCAUGAGAUCUUUUUCAACACUGUUAUCAUAAGGGUUGCAUUAUUUAAACAAAAAAAACUUGUUUAUUCACAGAAACCCCCAAUCAAUUGGUUGUAAAUAUGUCGCCACAUGAAAACUUAAAAUACUGAAGUCGGGUUGAGAUCAAUAAAUCAAGUCGCGCGCAUCCACCGCGGCGUCUCUCAGAAUUUGAGAUUCUGAAGAUGUUAUUAUAUGUCCAAUAGCUCUGUGCAUUGUCCUCAUAGUUUUUGGACCAACGGCCUGUUUGCGAACGAUGAGCUUCAAAAGGCCGGCCACAGCUUGAUGUAGCCAAAGACACAAAGCCCCUUUGCUUUAUGAGACAUGGAUACAGGGUGAUAUUUUAUAAUAGAAUUUGGAAAUAUUAGCUUGAAAGGUUGAUUCAUAUUGUAUUUAUUUGUAAUCAGAUUACUGUUGCAUAGUUUUAAAGUUAAAAGUUGUAAUACUUUUAAUUUAUUUUGGCGCACAUUAUUUCACGGAUUAUAGGUUAAGAUCACUGGCUCUAGCUACUGUACCGGAGAUAAAGUGUUAUAUAACCAAUCAGCACAUCUUUAAACCUGGGCUGAGCUUUGGCUGUUUCAGGGCUGUUUGCGCAGGCCCUGCCACUGCAAGGGAACUCUGAUUUUUAAGGGGCGAAAAUUUAUGAUGAGGAAAAAAUGUUCAACUUUUGAAUGUCAGGGUCAUAAGACCGAAAAAUCGCUGGGGUGCCUCCAAAAAUCUCGCGACAACUCUGGUCUGGUUAAACUAAUAAUUCUUGGUAUUUCAAAGAACUGAAUGUCACUGUCAUGUUCUUCAAUACAUCCGGAAACAACACGUGUCAUGACUUUCUCUGUAGUUGGUGAUUCCGUUUUCAUGUUGAAACAAAGCUGAAAAACCAUCUGUUGCAUUUUCUGCUGUUCACCGUUACCAUGAGCUUAUGUUACCAUGAGCUUACGUUACCAUGAGCUUACGUUACCAUGAGCUUACGUUACCAUGAGCUUACCGCCUCUGCAGUGUACAUACAAGUAUGAAUCAUUGUUCUAUUAUUUUUUUUCAGAAUGACGAAUUUUUAGGGAAAGAGUUCCAGGAGAGUAUUAUUGUGGCCUUGACCCCAUUAUUGGAGAAAAAUCACCCCACCCAAGAAAUUUGUGAUUUCUUUAGCAAGGUUAGUGUGAGGAGUACCUGAAAUAAUUGAGGUACUUUUAUGACUGAUUUAUAACUAAUUUCUUUUGUCUGUAGAACACUCACUAUCAAUGAGUUUCUCAUAUUAGAGUAAGUCAUAAAUCAUUGGUUCCGAAUUUAGUUGCAGGCUAAUUAAAUGUUUUUAAAAUAAUUUUUUGCGGCCAGAGUAUUGAAACAUAUUAUCUUGGCAGUUUCAUUUCAUUAUUUGUUGUCAUGAUUUUAAGUUAUCAUCCACUUAAAGUGUUAUUUGUAUUUUCUGCAUUAAUAUUCCAUGGCUUAAAUAAGAUAUUCAAUGUCUUUAAAUGUCGAAGGAAGCAAAUUUUCGUACAGCUCGAGUGUUCAUAAGGGAAGGCUGAAGGAUAGUCUAUCAUCAAUUAUUUGUACUAAGCAAGCAUGGUCAGUUUCUGUAAUAGUUUGUGUAGAAAAGACUUUGAUGCAGUACAUUGUUUUUACUUUGUCCUCAGCACUGCAAGAACAGUCCCAGAUCAACUCUAGUGAUAGAGCUGUUUACACCAGUGGUCCAUCGGAUACUCAAACAUAAUAUAGUAAGUAGUAGAGAUGGGAGUCUAAAUCAAUGGGUACCGACCGAACAAACCUAUCACACACUUAUUAAAACCGAAAAUAUCUUAUGAAUGUUGUACAUCACUUCUUCCGCCAGAAAUGCUUAUAUUUUAAUUAUACUAGGAAAAAUUGCUAGGAACUGUCAGCCAGUAAUAUAAAGCAAGGGGAUGAAUACUGUAGAAAGUUGAACGAGAUAUGAGAAUAAUUAAUUGUGUAUAAAUCUAAUACACAUUGCUUAAGAGACGUCUCAGUGAGCAUUGUAGGUUUAGAGGAUUGAUAGGCCAUUUGAAUCAACCUUACAAUAAGCAUAAAACAUUAAACCCAAUAAAAUGUAUGAUUCCCUGUUGGUUUUUUUCCUUAGAUUUUUGUGACUCAUACGUUUAUUUAUAGUUAAUUAAAUCCUGUUGUAAUAUGAUAUCUAAAGAAAAUUGUCUUAUUUUUUAGUACCUUUCAAUAUAAAUGAUUAUGUUAAUAAAAAAUGUUAUACAUUUUUUUUUUUUUAAAUGUAUAUAAAAAUUGCUAUAAUUACUGCUUUAGUUGUUACUGAGCUAAACCCAAGCUUUAGUUGUUACUGAACUGAACCCAAACCAAAGUUGUUAACAUAUGAAACCUAAACUUCUAAAAGAGGUUUUGAUUCCAUUCUCUUGUAAGUAGUCCAUAAUGACAGACUUCAACCCAAUGAUACAUAUGCUUAUCACAUUGAUUUCAGUAGGGAUGAUUGGCAAUUAAAACAGCCAGUCCACUAGGGACAUUUGAUAUUUAAUAAAGUCAUUACACUAGGGAAUUUUGGUAUUUAAAUAAAAGUAAUUAAGUGAGGUUUCAAAAAUCUAUGGAAAAAAAACAAGUUAAACUCUAUGGCUUCAAGCUUACAUCAGUUUUUAAAAAAACAAGGAUCGGAAUUCAAAUUAAAUGCAAUAUGUUAGUAUUGAAUGAAAAGAAAGACGCCGAACACACGCGUACAGAGUAAAGUAAGAAGUAGUCAGCCUUGUUUUAUCUUGUAUUUUGUCUUAUUUGGUCAAUGCUAUUUUGAAGUAAGAUGGCACCAGUGAUGUGAUCAUCUAAUUUUUUUUUAAUAUUGAUAUUAAUUUUUGGUUGCAAUUAUUUUUUUUUCUGCUGCACAGCAGACAAUAUUUUUAAAUAUUCAAUUAUGUGUGUGAACGAAUUUUAGUGAUUAUAAGUUUAGCGUAUGGGAAGAUUUAAAAAAAAAAGGUUGAGCGCUAUGUUCUAGCUCAAGACUUCUUUUAACUACUUGUCUGAUUUUGUGUUUUUUUGUUUAAUGAGAGAUACAUUUUUCAAUUGCCUUUUUGUUACUAAUUUUUGUAUGGGCCCAUCUGGAAUAUUUUUUAUUACAUUGCCCAUGCAUGCAACUACUAUUGACAUGUCAGCCAUGUAUCGUCCAAUAUAACAGAGAAGGGAUCUAAAUAAAUUGCUGACUUGAAGAUUCAAGAAAUACCUUACGUUAAAAUAAAAGAUUAUAACAGUGAAAAGAUUGGGGGGGGGGAUCUCUCAGCUUUAGGGGUAAUAUAUGGGGAACUGCAUUCAAGCCGUGUGAAAUAAAUAAAAUACUGUAGCAAGGUAAUUUAUGUAUGGGCUUGUAAAAAAGGCGGAGCAAUUAAAAAGACGUUUCAGCCUUCUUCAGCAGACAAUACAAAACAUAAAAUAAAUUAUUUGAAAUUAAAAAACUGUGUUCCCAGACCACAAUGUAGCUCUCUCUUUCUCUGUAUGGCAAAUAAACUAUAAAAACAGAAGUUAAUUUGUUCUAAACCAAAAUGUGCCUCUCACAUAAUUCAAGGUAAGAGAAUGUAAGUGUUAUUAAUGUAAAAUCAAUAAUUUAAAUUACAAAAAAUAAAAAAAAUAAAAAAAAAUAAAGGAGAUAAUAGAAAUGGAGAGCAAUUUGAGGACCACUAGUAAGAGAGUAUUUUAUGGAGUCCAUUUGGUGAUAUGAUGCCGAAAAUCAUAAUUAAAUUUUGUUCAUUCUUCACUCUCGCUGGUGUAUCUGAGCAAGUAAUUAGAGCAAAGAUGGAGACAUCUGAUGUGACCCUAUGAUGUGAUCAUAUGCAUUUGAAGUAUGCCUAUAUCAGAACUUAUAAAAUUUAUGACAUUUAUUUUUUCAAGGUGCAAAAAGAAAGAAAAAAACGCCAUAAAUUUUAGCCAGGUCUCCCUGAAGGUUUUAUUGGAAACUGUCUCGAUCACUAUGGAGCAAUAAAAUAUAUUUAACAAUGAAGCUACACUUUUAUGUAUUAUCACAAAUAUUUUAAUAAUCAAAUAUUAUUUCUAAAGUUAGUUUUAUAAAAAUUAAUUGUGGCAUUAUCCUUUGGCACAUGAAUUUUUUUUUUAACUAAUGACAAAAAUAAAGCAAAUACGUUGAAGAUCAUGUGACAUCAACAAUAUGAUUUUUUUUAGACCAUCAUAAAGUCUAAAUCUAGUCAUGAAAAAAUUCCGCAUGGUUCUACCUUUAAUAUCUAAAAUAUGAGUGGAGAAAAAAAAAUAGUUUUCACAUAAUUCAAUGACAUAAAUAGCAGCCAUUACAUUGUAACCGAGUCAGGCAGACCGAGUCAUUGGCCUGGAGGUUUUUUCCCCCCUCUCCUAAGUCCCGACCAUUUGUUAUACCCAACAUUGCUAUAUGAGUAUGUGCUAUCUAGAAACUAUAGUUCAGAUAAGAUUUGAGAGGUUUCUGUAAACCAGAUGCCCACAAAGUUGGUCACUAGGUGGUCUUGACAAAGAUAAAUAACUUUAGAAAAGAAGCAAUUAGCAUCUAGUCAUGAGAUUUUGAUGGAUGACUACAUUGUUUCAUUCAGUUCAAUGCCAUCUCAUCGAGCUGGACAGGAUGCCUCAGCAUCAUCUUAGGUCUGUUCAUGGGCGCCCGCAGGUAGGGGCAAGGUGGGGCACUUCCCCCCCCCCCCCCCCNAGAGAAAAUAAAGCGAAAGUAACUAAGCUGAUGUCCUGUCCUUUCGUUUACCAUACAAAUACGCUAUAGUAAAUUAAAACUAUAUUGAAACAUUACUAAAAAAAAUUCCUUACAUCCCCUGGAAAGUUAAUUCAUUUUUUUUGCCCCCCCCCCCCCCCCCCCUAGAAAGUUUUCUGCGGGCGCCCAUGGGUCUGUUAUAAUACAUUAUAUCAAUUAAAUACAUAUAAUAUGUCUGUAGUGAAAAGAAAUGAAAAUUUUUACACAAUUUUGUGAUCUAGCCAAGUAUUAUCAAGAAAUAAAAAUUCUUACAGUUGAUCAAAUUCACUUGAGGUAUUCUUUGUUUCUUUUAUUAAUAUCCCUAGCAUAGCCAAGCCCAUGAUUUGUAUUGUUGCCAGCCACAGGACGAUCUUCCCCUGACAUCACAGCAUCCACUAGUUGUUUGUGUGGACCCUUCUUGUUCAUGUGUAACCAUUCCCUUCCCUUUACUUCAACCUCCUGUUUUUUGUGUGCUUAAAAGAAAUAAGUCAAAAGUCAUAAGAAGACAAAUAUAUUGCUCUAGUUGUAUGUAUUAUCCAAUAGACAUGACUGUUGUGAGUGUUUCUGUCAUCUUUCACCUUCUUGUCUGUCAUAUUCUCAAAUGUCCAUUGUUUGCUGUAUCAUAGGACUUUGGCAAGUAUCCCCGUAUGAGAACAUUUGUUCAAGAAUACAUCCAGGCCUUGAACUGUCAGAAUGAUGGCCUUAAAGUGGUACAAGCUUUGGUCAAAAGGUAGGUCACAAUGCAUCUAAUCUGGUGUGUGGAAACCUCCUCAGUUGUCUGAAUUCAUUCAAUGCUGGUAUCCCUUUCCAUGUUCAUCUAUUUUGAUUGCAUAAUCUAUAGUUUGUUUGCCUAUUAUUAAUCACUAUAUCAGCAGUGUUAGCAUUCAGAAACAUUUUUGUAACAAUUUUAAGAAGCUAUAAAUUACAUGUUUUAAAUGUAUUUUUAUUUCUCCACAAAUUCGUUUUGUCUGAAGAAUUGUGUCAUAGUUAAUUAAAUAUAUUUUCAGCUACUAUAUAAAAACAUCAGUUUAACACAAAAUUUACAAUCAAACAUGGUCUGUAGACUAGCAAACCUUAAAUGAAAUUAUAUUCUCAAUUUAUCCUUAUACAGCAUGCAUGGUCCAAGCAGCCACUGCCCGCAUCCCCGAGUACUGCCCAAUCUGGUCGCUGUGUGCCUUGCUGCCAUUUACAAUUGUUACGAAGAGAGGAAAAAGUAAGUUGGCAUUACUUUAUUGCUCUCUGUCAGUAACACAGCCAAGACCCACAGAUGCAAGAAUUCUUCCAUCAUAGACAAACCAGUCAACUUGAACUUAAACUUUGCUAAAAAUAGUUUGUUUUUUUUUAAGUUAAAAAAAUAAUUCAUCUUUAUGUGAGCAUUAAUAUUUGGCUAAAAGUUUGGCAGUUGACUUUAAAGGAAAUAUUUUGUUCCAAAUAUCUUCAUAGACUUCAAAUGGUUAGGAAUUUAAAAAAUAAAAAAAAACAGAACAGUAGAAAUAUUGAUGUUGCCAAAAAAAAAAAAAAAUUUUAUUGAAUCUUUUUCUUUUGUCCCCCAGCUUUACACAUGAUAAUGUCAACAAUGAAGAUUUUGACCAAAUCGAGUGGGAGAACAAACUCUUGUGUUAUGUAUCAAUGAUGGAGACCAUGUAAGUAGACAGGUCAAAGUUCAUUCAAUGUGGACAUACCGUGGGACAUUUGAUUGCUCAGUGGACAGACUGCUGACGGAGUAAGAUAAUACUAAAUGGUACUAAGACAGCUGUAACAAAAAUAAUUCCUCAAUAGUCUAUGGUACUUUCAAGUGUAAUUGUGGGAAUCCCUCGUUAAAUUUUGAACUGGAGCAACUGUUCAUAUGGCGCUUUUAAACUUAAGAGUUCCCGAAUGUAUGGCUUAUUAAACAAUUUCACAAUGGCCACUCUCAUGUUUGCUUGUGUUGUACCUAGGUCAGAGUUUGAUGACUGGAGAUUUGUCCUUGGCAGUUUACUUCAACCGAUCCCUUUCCCUGAUGAGUAAGUACACAACCAUUCAUUUAAGUUACAUUUUUUUUUUGCCUGUUCUGCUUCCAAGCUUUAGCAGAUAACACAUUUUUUUAAAAAUGUUACCAAAAUUGCCCUAUCCUUCAGUUUAAAAAAAAAAAUAUAUAUAUAUAUCAAAUAAUUGGUUUAAAGCUGGAAAAGCAAUAUAGCAAUCAUUGUUUCUCUUGUUGUGUGAUAUCAAAGUGCCUCUCAAGUGAACAGAAUAUUCACUUCCUUAAAAGCUCUAGCAAUAGCUAGACAGCACUGGUUGAAAUCAAGGACUCUUUGUUUCUCGAGUGUUCUAUUGAUUUCCUCUAACCAGUCGUUUGUCAACCAGUUACACUGAAAUCACGCAUCUGAUUUUGCUCCUCUUGGUUUUUUAGCUGAACAUUGGAUUUAAUAAGGCUGUUAAAAAUGGUUAUCAAUACAUCAGUGGAAAGGAUCUAUGCUCGUCUGAAUAGAGCACCCACAAAUUAUUACUUUUAUACAUUAAAAUGGAACCUGUGUUGGGCAAAUAAAAUAACUCUCUUUUUUAUUUAAUAGUGUGCUUCAUAGUUGUUAUAAAUUAUCAAAUGAUCAGGGGGCUUGAAAGUUUAAAAUAUUUUUGUUUGUUUGUUGAAAAGAUGGUUAAAACAAGGGUUGUGAAUAACUUGUAAGGGUUUGUUCUCUCACAAUGUAAAAUCAUUGGGAAUGUUCAACUCUUAAUUAAUGCACGCCAUUUUCUGGUGAACAAAUUUAAGAAUCACAUACCACCUUCAAGACUGAAACUUGUUAUCUUUCUGGAACAUAUCGCUAUCAACUAGUGGCGUGAAACAAUUUUUUUUUUUAGGUUUUCUAAAAAUGUUUAUUGAAAAUAUUUGGAUCUUAAACAAUUAACAGUCCCACAUAUCUGUCCCCACCCAUGAACAGUCCCACAUAUCUGUCCCCACCCAUGAACAGUCCCACAUAUCUGCACCUCCCCCCACCCCCCAUGAAGAGUCCCACAUAUCUGCCCCCUCCCCACAUUUAAAGGGCUCACUUAUCUUCCAGCCUUCUGUCAUUGACACACAAACCUAAAAUAUGUGCCUGCGUUUUAGCUGAUUAAUUAUAAUGUUUUAUAUGUGUGAUGUGUGAGCAACUACGAGUUUUGGAACCCCCCCCCCCCCCUUUUUUUUUGUUUUGUUUUUGUUUUGUUCACCCAACAUGCCGCUAUCACAGCUACUAGCACUCCUGAACAGCCAUAAAGCAUAUCAGAAAUCCUGUAGGUGUGGUCACACCAGAUGGCAGAGUGCCAAACACAUAAAGGGCAGUAGCAUUGCCAGGAGAAUGGGUGGCCAUCUGGCAGUGUUAUGUCACUGGUCUCUGGUCUUGCAACAUUAGGAAACAAAGGGUAUGAUGGACCGCAUUAUAACAGUAGUUGAAGAGGUUGUUGUUUUUUUUUUGCAACAGAUAUUUUAUUGAAAACAAAGUUAAAGGGUAAAAAGCAAAUGAAAAGUGCAUGCAUAGAACCAGUACAUUUUUUUUAAAACAUAAUUUUUUGUAAAUUUUACCUUAAUAGUUUUCUAUUACUAUUUAUUAAAUUAAGGUAAAAUUUACAAAAAAUUAUGUCAGUUUUCUAUUACUAUUUAUUAAGACUAGCUAAAUGAAACUGCAAAAUCUAACUGAAACUUCAGAUCCAUAGUUGAAUGAUUUAGUUUAACCCAAAUCAUGGAGGCUAAAAUUACGACUGAGACAGAUACUGGCCUGGAAAUGCUGAAUAUUAGCUAAUCCGGCACAUACUCACAUACCCGGACACAGCUAAAAAAAUGGAACCAGGUCCGGGUGUUACAAAAAAAAAAAAAAAAAAAAAAAAAAAGAAACCAGGGCGGGGUAUUAAAAAAAAAAAAAAAAAAAAAAAAAAAAAAGUUAUCUUUUCAUUUUCUUGAAUGUAUUCCACAUUAUUGGGAGGAAAUAAAAAGUGCAUGCACAGAACCGGUAAAUUUUUUAAAACAUUUUUUGUUGUUAAUUUCACUAGAAUUUAAUAAAUAGUAAUAGAAAACCUGACUAGCUGAAUGAAACUGCAAAGCUCUGAAAAUAAUGAUGUACAUUUUACAAAUUUUGUGUAAUUGUUUGUUUUAGCCGGAUGCAUGUCUUUGGGUAUGACCGUGGCACUUUCUGUUUAAAAUGAAUAUUUCAUGGUGAUACUGAGAAGCCGCAAAGUUUGUGUGCGGAUGUGUUUUUCGUCCCAACUUCACUCCCAAAUACGUUGGUGACUUGUCCCGUUUGUGCUUGUAAAUAUUUAAUGAGGGAUAAUGAAUCCAGAAUUAGCGACCUUUAAAGAAUGUAAAACUCUGAAAGUGUUGAGGUUUUUUUCUAUAGGUGGUUUGUAUCCUACUUUUGCUGGGUUAGGAUUAUGUUAUUAAGCUAUAAGUGUUUUGAAGCAUUUAACUUUGAUGCCUUCCUGUUACAGCCUGUGUGUUGACUUACUUUGCUUCAACCACUUGUCUCCCCUCUUUUUGUUAUGAUGUUGUCCUCACUGAUUAAAUGUGUAGCGCUGUACCACACCCACCCCUCCUUUCAUUGGGAAAAUGAUGUUUACCUUCUAAUUUAGUCUAGAGAAUGAUAUCGGGUCAUGCAAUUUCUAGAAUUUCUUUUCUGUAGGAUCCAACUCGCUCCCUAUAAAUAAGCUAGCAGCUUUCCCAGCUGGGUACUGGUAAAUGUCACAUACAAAAUACCCACAAAACUGAGUGCCAAAAAACUACAACCGUACACUGAACAAAUACUAGGUGACUAUCAAUGUGUAUUCAGACAAAACAGGUCAAGGACUGCAGAUUUUCCCUAUCAGAUGCCUAUUAAAUAAAUGUUAUGAAUACAAUAUCCCAGCACAUCAACUCUAUGUGGGCUAUAAAAUGGCCUACAGCAGCAUUAAAAAAAUAUCUUUAUGAGACUCUGCAGGAGUUGGGCAUACCCAAGAAACUGACAAGACUGAUAUUUGCAGCAACAAACAAUUCAAAAAGCAAUAUCAAGGUUCAAGGAGAAUAUAGAAGGAAUUUCAGAUUACACGAGGCCUAAGACAAGGAGACUCACUGUCUUGUGUUCUAUUUUAACAUUUAACCUAACAUUAGAGAGAGUUAUAAGAAACAUACAGAUUGACUCCCGAGGAACAAUAGCAGGAUACUUUCUGAGGGAGACCCAUGACCCACAAACAAUAGGCACUCUCUUCAAUAACCCCUUCAGUAUCUUGCAUAUUCUGAUGACUUAGCACUGUUAGGGAAGAGUAUUAAAGACAUAUCAGAAGCCUUUAUUGAAUUAAAAAACGCAUCACUAAAAGCAGGGCUAGAAGUUAACAACAACAACAACAAAAAUACAUGACUAUGAUAACAGAUGAACAGACAGAUGAAACCAUUAAAAUUAGAAACAACACUUUUGAAAAAGUGAAUCUAAUUCCUAGGAUCUUCAUUAAAUGAAAGAAAUGAAUUACUUAUAAAAAAAUAUUAGAAACAGAAUAUCCACCGGAAACGGGACAUACUACAGUAGUCAGAAAAUAUUCAAAAGUAAAAAUAUUAUGACAAAAACAAAGAAACCUAUUUAUAAAACUGUAACCAGACCAGUUGUAACAUACGCAGGUAACAAAAAAAAGUCAGAAAACCUAUUAAACACAUGGGAGAGAAAAGUUCUCAGGAAAAUAUAUGGACCAACAAAGGAGGAAUAUGGAUGGAGUAUAGGAACCAACCAGGAAUUGUACAGUCUAUAUCACCAGGAUCCCAAGCUAGUAGCAACAAAAGGGCAGGCUGCACACCAUCUUCACUCCUCCGUCAUUUGGCAUUCUUUAUUUGUUAUUUUCUUAUGCUCCAUUUUCUUUCUUUCUUCUUUUUUGUGUGCCUAAAAUUAAAAUUCGGCAGCUUACAUCAGAAUGACAAAGGAGUGAAGAGGGUGCACCACCAAAACCCCAGAGGAAAACGUCUCAAAUUCAGACCUAGGUUCAGAUGGAUGGAUGAUGUGGAGAAAGCUCUACAGCGGCUGGGAACCCAAGCAUGGAAAAGAAAAGCAUGGGUUAGGUCUGAGCGAAAGGAAUUGGUGAGGCAGGCCAAGGACUACACUUUUUCACUUGCAGUCAGUGCUGUAACUUAAUAAAGUUUGAUUUGUUAUUGUAUUUUAUAUAAACGUAAAGUAUAUUUACAUUGAAAAGUUUUAAUAUCACUCACUAGUUUGGGAAGCGUUUUUCAUUGUACUGUAACGAGCCAAAUGUUAAAGCUGAUUGAAUUUGAAAAACCAUUUAACUAAAUUUAGGUAACACUUCGGGAUCACUAAAGGUUCUGUACAUGUACUUUCCACUUCUCCCGAUUGGGUGGAUCACAAUAAGAGAAGAUAAAUCUUUCUUUUGUAUCAUAUAUAUAUGUGUGUGUGUCAUUUGAACAAAACGAUGGUUGCCGUCUCUUAGAAUGUUGCAAAUACCCCACUGAAAGGUACUGCCCAUUAAGACCUGCCUGUUACAAGAACUCUCACAAAUUUUCAUUAAAUAUUGUCUUUAUGGCUACCAUCAAACAAGUUCUUGGUUCCCAGUUCCUGGACUUGUUGUAUCAUGUCCACUAUCCCACUGGUGGACCACUCAAUGUGACCAGGGUGUCAUAAACUGUAAAGGCAUCUCGGUGGAUACGGGAUCAGAUUUCUGCUCAGGCCGUCCCUUCCUGUUAAUGAAUAGCUCUCCAAAUAUGUGACAUUUCUUGACUGACGUCUAGGAUAUCUGAUAGCAUUGGUUGGAGUAGGCCACAUUGUGAUGUGAGGAAUCUGUUACACAGCAUUAGGCCAUAUUGGUGGAUGCAUGAUGAAUUCAUCAUGACGUAAGUUGUGGGGAGAAAUGAGGCUUCGUGUAUCGCUGGAGAUACGUGAGCCGUCCAGUGAAGACAGGGGGCCAAAAGCAAACCAAUUUAUGGAGCCAGCUGUCAAGAUGUAUUUUUUCCUACCAUAUUUCGAUUCAGCCAACAGGUGGGCCAAGCAGUUCCAAAGAGAUUAAAUUGUGUUUUAACAACCCCAAAUGUAGCAAAACAAAUACCUUUAAAAUGUAUGGUAUCAGGAGAUCAGAUCUCCAGUGCCCAAACUAGAUGUGUGACCUAUAUGUGUUGACUCCAUCGUAACUCCAUUACACUGGCCAACAUUUUUACCUGUAUGUGUUAAUUCCAUAAUAUUUCCUUUACACAUUUAUCAGACUUGUGACCUUCAUGUGUUGAUUCAAUCAUAACUCCAUUACACAUACACAGAUGUGUGACCUAUAUGUGUUGAUUCCAUCAUAACUCCAUUACACGGGCCAAAUUGUUUACCUGUAUGUGGUGAUUCCAUCAUAUCUCCAUUACACAUCAUACUCGUGACCUGUGUGUGUUUAUUCCAUCAGAACUCCAUUACACGUACCAAAAUGUGUACCUGUAUGUGUUGAUUCCAUCAUAUCUCCAUUACACAUACACAGAUGUGUGACCAGUAUGUGUUGAUUCCAUCACAUCUCCAUUACACGGGCCAAAUUUUUCACCUGUAUGUGGUGAUUCCAUCAUAUCUCCAUUACACAUCAUACUCGUGACCUGUGUGUGUUUAUUCCAUCAUAACUCCAUUACACGGGCCAAAAUGUUUACCUGUAUGUGUUGAUUCCAUCAUAUCUCCAUUACACGGGCCAAAAUGUUUACCUAAAUGUGUUGAUUCCAAAAUAACUCCAUUACACAUACCAGACUUGUGACAUGUAUGUGUUGAUGCCAUCAUAACUCUAUUAGACAUACACAGAUGUGUGACCUAUAUGUGUUGACUCCAUCGUAACUCCAUUACACUGGCCAACAUUUUUACCUGUAUGUGUUAAUUCCAUCAUAUUUCCUUUACACAUUUAUCAGACUUGUGACCUUUAUGUGUUGAUUCAAUCAUAACUCCAUUACACAUACACAGAUGUGUGACCUAUAUGUGUUGAUUCCAUCAUAACUCCAUUACACGGGCCAAAUUGUUUACCUGUAUGUGGUGAUUCCAUCAUAUCUCCAUUACACAUCAUACUCGUGACCUGUGUGUGUUUAUUCCAUCAGAACUCCAUUACACGUACCAAAAUUUGUACCUGUAUGUGUUGAUUCCAUCAUAUCUCCAUUACACAUACACAGAAGUGUGACCAGUAUGUGUUGAUUCCAUCACAUCUCCAUUACACAUACACAGAAGUGUGACUUGUAUGUGUUGAUUACAUCAUAACUCUAUUACACAUACCAGGCGUGUGACUAGGGUUGCCAACUUUACAAUAAUACAUUUUGAUGACAAAUAUUAUAAUCUGCACAUUUGUUACGGACCCAUGUUUCUGACACGUUUUAACAUAAACUUGAAAAAAGAAAAAAUGAGCCUAUUUAAUACCUUGAGUUCAUUGCAUGAAAUUCUCACCAGUUUACAUGCAAUCUCUCCCGCUUUAUGCUGAUACAAGUUUAAAGAACAUUUUUUUUCUACAAAAAAAAAAAACAACACAUAUACAAUCACAAACACGAGAUUUCCUCUUUGUUUUGCUUCAGAAGAUUUGUGUACGAUGUCUCAUUUUUUUGGCAUGGUUGGCACCCCUGAUUGCGACACACGUGUUGAUUCCAUCAUAACCUUGAUUGCGACACACGUGUUGAUUCAUCAUAACCCCGAUUGCGACUCACGUGUUGAUUCAUCAUAACCCGGAUUGCGACACACCUGUUGAUUCCAUCAUAUCCACCCAGACUAGACACAAGAUUUGAAUUGAAACAUAAUCAUUGGGGAAUUGAGUUCGUUGACGUUGUAUUAAAUGCGUACGACUUGGUAACUCCGCAAAUUAGUUACCUUUGUUGGAGGGUGGGGAGGGGGGGGGCACACAUUCACUACUCGCCACCUUUCCCAUUUCUAUCCUUUGAAGUUCUGUGUGCACUUUGGGACGUAUUGACGAGGGUUUAAGUGAGUNAACAUAAUCAUUGGGGAAUUGAGUUCGUUGACGUUGUAUUAAAUGCGUACGACUUGGUAACUCCGCAAAUUAGUUACCUUUGUUGGAGGGUGGGGAGGGGGGGGGGGCACACAUUCACUACUCGCCACCUUUCCCAUUUCUAUCCUUUGAAGUUCUGUGUGCACUUUGGGACGUAUUGACGAGGGUUUAAGUGAGUCCGAUGAUUGUAGGUCAGCGCGUGUCGCGCCGUGAUCAGAUAAAACUCAUCUCCAUCUGAUCGUGACGUGGGAACUCCCUCGUGUUAUUUCUAUUCCACCAGUUCUAUCAUGGAGUUGGCAUUAUCGAAGUCAUUCUGGGGCUAAAUUUCUCUGUGACUUCAAUGUCCCGAGGCGAUGUGGGCAAUCGUCUCUUCCCCGGCGGCAAACCUAUUAAGCGCAGCUCGUCUGGGGUGUCUUACAUUUCAAACACCUUGUUUUAUCUUCUGGCUUUAAGUUUGAAUCCUUUGCAAUAUACCAUUAACAACAGGGGCUGUUACUUUUUAUAUCAAUUAUUCCAGGGUGAAUAGAUGAAUAACUAUAUUUAGAGCUGGUAUUCUUCAAUCUCUAUAUGGCAGUGAUCUUUAGUGGCCUCUGGAACAUAAUAGUUUAUAAUUUUUUUUAUCUCGUAUGUAUGUGGAGACAUUUUGUGACACCAUUCUAUGGACUAGUUUUGACAGCAACAACAAAAAAAAAAAACAACAACAACAACAACAAAAAAAAACCGUUUAAUUCCUUAAACCUUAAGAUGACUGGAAUUUUUUUAAAUAAAAAAAUAUAUAUACUUUGUGGCAAUUUUUAAUUGAUUUAAAUAGUUUCUUUAAUUUGAGCAAGUGCAUUGUAUUGUCGGAUGAAUGAUGUGGUCAAUGAAGGCUAUAUUUAAAACAAUGGCUGCAUCACACUGAUUAAAUAACACGGGCCGAGACACCUUUUAAACACCCUGACUUGUCACUAGGGACAGGUAUACACACACUGUAACACACACACACACGUUUUCCUUGCUUGAUGUUUCCUCUCAAGUCCCCAUGCCCUCGUUACGUGAACAAUUCUUGAACUCUGGCGAACUUAUUGAUGGCCAUUAACUGAGCAAAAGAUAAGCAGAUUAAUGACUGACCGCCUCAAUUAGGUCAAUCUCAGGAACUGGGGAUACAUUAAAUUUUUUCAUAAUUUAUUUCAACCACAUUUAGUUGGGCUUGGCCCCUGAAUCCAAUUCUAUUUAUACCGCACCAAUUAUUUACCUUAUCUCUUCAUUCUUCCAUCGUAUGUUUAUAAACAGAGCACUGCCCGAAAUACCAGUGAAUAAGCUUUUUCACCCUAACCCACCUUCUGUGCUAUUAUAUUUCAUAGCUUGGAGUCGCAAACAACGGGACACUCUAGGAUUAGCACUUCAGUAUAGUAUAUGGCAGUGGUCAGCAUAUCGCGGCUCGGCCAGCCGGCCAAAAAUCGGUUUUGACUACGAAAAACAUGGUUCUUAAAAAGAAAUUAGGCUCUCAAACAAAUUUUAAUUCCCCUCCUGAUGAUUUUUUGGCUCUUUUGACUGAUGAGUUUGCCAGCCACUGGCCUAUGGCGUUAUGCGGGGAUUUUAAAAAAUGAAGGCUUAAAAUAGGUUUUUUGACUUCUCACAUCUGCUAUUAAAUAUGAUGGACUCCAACAUCUCUUAUUAAACAUGGUUGACCCCAACAUCUCCUAUUCAAUAUGGUUGGACCGAACAUCUCCUUUUAAUUAUGGUUGACUCCAACGUCUCCUAUUGAACAUGGUUGACUUCCAACAUCUCCUAUUAAACAUGGCUGACUCCCAACAUCUCCUGUUACACAUGUUUGACUCCCAACAUCUCCUGUUAAACAUUGUUGACUCCCAACAUAUCCUGUUACACAUGUUUGACUCCCAACAUCUCCUGUUAAACAUGGUUGACUCCCAACAUCUCCUGUUACACAUGUUUGACUCCCAACAUCUCCUGUUAAACAUUGUUGACUCCCAACAUCUCCUGUUACACAUGUUUGACUCCCAACAUCUCCUGUUACACAUGUUUGACUCCCAACAUCUCCUGUUAAACAUUGUUGACUCCCAACAUAUCCUGUUAAACAUGGUUGACUCCCAACAUCUCCUGUUACACUUGGUUGACUCCCAACAUCUCCUGUGUCACUUGGUUGACUCCCAACAUCUCCUGUUACACAUGGUUGACUCCCAACAUCUUCUGUUAAACAUGGUUGACUCCCAACAGCUCCUGUUAAACAUGGUUGACUCCCAACAUCUCCUGUUAAACAUGGUUGACUCCCAACAUCCCCUGUUACACAUGGUUGACUCCCAACAUCUCCUGUUAAACAUGGUUGACUCCCAACAUCCCCUGUUACACAUGGUUGACUCCCAACAUCCCCUGUUACACAUGGUUGACUCCCAACAGCUCCUGUUAAACUUGGUUGACUCCCAACAUCUCCUGUUACACACGGUUGACUCCCAACAUCUCCCACUAAACUCAUUAUUGUCACUAAAUUGGCGCGUGUUUGCCCCUGACUUCAUUUUGUUUAAAGAGUUCCAACCUUAUCCGUCCAUUUAGGUUUAGUUGGAAAUAUCAUAAUCGCUUUCUUUGACUGCCUUAAGUGCUGUUGUGAAUGUAUUUUCAGCAUCAGCUCAUCAUGAUCAAUUUCAGACGGCAGCUGCUAUGGCUAUAUAUAUAUAUCUAACUGUUAUCAUUUUACUGACGUUAUUCCUUUCAUUUGUUUCCUGAGUAAAAAAAAAAUGAGGACAAGAACACAGAGUUGUUUUUCCUCGUGACACACCUUUUAUAUACAUACAUAUAUAUUUAUUUAUAGCGUUGUUUGUUUUGUUUAAAUGUAAUAUUUGUUAGGCUAAUACUAAAUUUGUUGGUAUCAUUUUUUUUUAAAUAAAAAAAAGGAGGGGGGGGGGUGAGCAAUAUUGAGAGUUGAAGCCACGAACGUUGAAUUAGCAGUAUGUCCUACCUAACGCUAUUAAUUAUAUUGUUUAUCUGUGUAAUAAAAGAACGAUAACAUUCACACAAAGGUUGAACCAGUGCUUUCAAUAUUUUAAAAUGCUGUCUGGCAACACAAUAAUUAGAGAUAGUAGCCCCUCUCUUCUGUCCCUAGCAAGUGGCGCUAACCCCCUCUCUCUCUCCUCUCUCUCUUUCUCUCUCUCUCGCCGGAGUUGCUAUACAAUCCUUCGUUAAAGAUAACAAUUUAUCCCUCGCGUACUUCGAAGCGCUCAUGCUAAAGAUACUAACAGGUUCUCGCUUGAGUUGCUUAUCUCUUCCUUGCUACAUAUGCUAACCUUUCCCUUGCAAAAGAGGAUAACCUUUCCCUUGCAAAAUAUGCUAAACUUUCUCAUGCUAGAAAUGCUAACCUUUCUCUCGCUAGAGGUGCUAAUCUUUCUCUAGCGAUGCUAACCUUUCUCUCGCUAGAGAUGCUAACCUUUCCCUCGCUAGAGAUGCUAACCUUUCACUCGCUAGAGAUGCUAACCUUUCCCUCGCUAGAGAUGCUAACCUUUCCCUCGCUAGAGAUGCUAACCUUUCCCUCGCUAGAGAUGCUAACCUUUCCCUCGCUAGAGAUGCUAACCUUUCCCUCGCUAGAGAUGCUAACCUUUCCCUUGCUAGAGAUGCUAACCUUUCCCUCGCUAGAGAUGCUAACCUUUCUCUCCCUAGAGGUGCUAACCUUUCUCUCGCUAGAAUUGCUAACAUUUCUCUCGCUCGAGUUGCUAACCUUUCUCUCGCUAGAGAUGCUAACCUUUCUCUCGCUAGAGAUGCUAACAUUUCUCUCGCUAGAGAUGCUAACAUUUCUCUCGCUAGAGAUGCUAACCUUUCCCUCGCUAGAGAUGCUAACCUUUCCCUCGCUAGAGAUGCUAACCUUUCUCUCGCUAGAGUUGCUAACAUUUCUCUCGCUAGAGAUGCUAACCUUUCUCUCGCUAGAGAUGCUAACCUUUCUCUCGCUAGAGAUGCUAACAUUUCUCUCGCUAGAGUUGCUAACAUUUCUCUCGCUAGAGAUGCUAACCUUUCUCUCGCUAGAGAUGCUAACCUUUCUCUUGCUAGAGAUGCUAACAUUUCUCUCGCUAGAGAUGCUAACCUUUCUCUCGCUAGAGAUGCUAACCUUUCCCUCGCUAGAGAUUCUAAUCUUUCCCUCGCUAGAGAUGCUAACCUUUCCCUCGCUAGAGAUGCUAACCUUUCUCUCGCUAGGGAUGCUAACCUUUCUCUCGCUAGAGGUGCUAACCUUUCUCUCGCGAGAGUUGCUAACAUUACUCUCGCGAUAGAUGCUAACCUUUCUCUCGCUAGAGAUGCUAACCUUUCCCUCGAUAGAGAUGCUAACUACGCCCUUGGUGUAAAGCCCCGUAUCAAUAAAAUCCAAUCAAUAUCAAUUAACAAUUCAAACAAUAAAACUCCUUAGCAUGAUGCACUCACACUUUUAAUAGUUUAAUAGCUGUACGCUUUUCUGAAACAUUUAUAAUGUAUAUAUUAUUAUGUGAGCUUUGCAUAUCAAAAAUACACGUCACCCCAAUAUACAUCACCCCGUUACACAUCACCCCACUACACGUCACCCCAUUAUACAUCACUCAAUUGUACAUCAUCCCAUUGGACGUCACCCCAUUACAGAUCACAACAUUUUACGUCACUCCAAUACACAUAACCACAUUAUACCUCACCCCAUUAUACAUCACCCCAUUACACAUCACCCCAUUACACAUCAUCCCAUUACACAUCAUCCCAUUUUACAUCACCCCACUACACAUCAUCCCAUUAUACAUCACCCCAUUAUACAUAACCCCAUUAUACAUCACCCCAUUACAAGUCAGCCCAUUACACGUCACCCCACUAUACAUCACCCCGUUACAUGUCACCCCAUUACACAUCACCCCAUUAUGCAUCACCCCAUUAUGCAUCACCCCAUUACACGUCACCCACUACACAUCACCCACUAGACAUCACCCCACUACAGAUCACCCCAUUAUACAUACACCCCAUUAUACAUACACCUCAUUAUACAUUACCCCAUUAUACAUCACCCCAUUACACGUCAGCCCAUUACACAUCACCCCAUUACACGUCACCGCACUACACAUCACUACAUAUCACCCCAUUACACGUCACCCCAUUAUUCAUCACCCCGUUACACAUCACCCCAUUACACAUCACCCCAUUACACAUAACCCCAUUACACAUAACCCCAUUACACACUACCCCAUUACACAUCAUCCCAUUACACAUCACCCCACUAUAAAUCACACCACUACAGAUACAUUCUAGCCUUUUCUUUGUUUGCAAUCGUGUCAAACCCAUUUGUGUGAUACAUGACUUCACGAAAUAUGCCCACCCCCCCCCCUACCACAUGCACACAUUUUAAUGAUUAAAAGAAACCCACCAAAAAGUCAAGUGUUCUUUUUGUUUCAAUGAUCAACUCUUGCAUGUUGAAUCCCUCACUCCACACACGCAUGCGUCCAAUAUAUUGGAAAUAACUUUUUUUUUCUCUUUUAUUUUCAGUGCAAUCGCCGACUCCCUUUUCACAUCGUAAGUAUCUGAUUUCAUCAGUUUUCCAACUUCUUUAAUUUGAAACAGCUAUGUGUUUAGGUUACCGGAAAUUUGAUCGAAAGAAACUUCGUCGACGCUAAAUUGAUCAACGGAAAUUUGAUCGAACGGAAAUUUGGUCGAAUCUUUUUUUCAGUUCACACGUUAAAAUUCUCGUCAAAUCUCUUUUUGAACUCACUAUAUUAUAUUGUAAAACAAAAUAAUGCACAUAGGCGAUUUGCUGUUGGGAACCAGCUUAUAAUCCUAGAACAAUAAUCCCAGACCAUCUCCAUUGAUGUAUAGAGAUCCGUCGUAUGUUUGAGGUGGUCACCGAUGAAAUCUCAAGUACUUAUAAAUCCUACAGGUGCUCCGUGUGGUACAUGGGGAAAAUUAACUCCCGUGCUUACCUAUACUUGAAAGAGUAGCACAAGGUAUGUUGAGGCUUGAAUCAAAAGACAGGACAAUAAGAUGUGAACGUUUCGGCCUAGAGCCUUCCUCAGCAUACCCUGUUUUACUGUUUCAUUCACAUAGCUUGAAGGCAGUCCUUCAAUUAUUAUUUACCUAUACGUACAGCCCUACAUGGCUCAUUCCCGCGUUGACCUCCAAUCACAUCCUCAAAAUGUCUCUUAAGUCCAUCAUUCUAACACUUGCAUCUCUUUAAAUCAUCUUACAUACAUAAUGCCUUACGCUAUGAUGGGUGCCCUGACUUAAUGCAUUUCUUAUACCCAUCAUCCAGUGGCGUAGCUAGGUUUAAUGCCGCCCGGGUCGGACAAAGACUUUUGCCGCAGCGACCACGAAAAAACCCUUGUAGUUCGACGAAAAUGCCGCCACUCAGUAUAUAGAGGAAAAGUGCCGCCCGGGGCGGACCGGCACCUCUGCAUUCCCCCUUCCUACGCCAGUGUACCCACGGUGUCUUACAUGUUAAGGCUUAUCGCAAAAUGUCUCCCUAUUUGUUUUGUUUACAACAAAAUGAACAUCUCUCCUAUCAGCUUAGUACAGCGACUGCUCUAAAGGCCUGGGACUAAUUCCGCUAAUGACGUCAUUCCGUUUAAGAAUCUAUAUCGACUUUCAUGUGGUUGUGUCCAAGCAAUGACGCAUCUCCCGUGUGGGGAUUGUAAUAUUUCCUUCUGAUAUUUCCUUGUCCUCUGUGUCUAUUGAUCAUCGAACCAGAAUUCAAGAACCUAAAUCAUUUAAAGUGGCUAUUUAUAUCCAGCAUUCCAUUUUUAAAACUCUAUUUUUAGAAGGAAACUUAACCCACCCCCGCCCCCCACAGCUCUCCCAUCUCACUAUUGAUAUAACAAUAAGGUAUGUAAUCAGGCGUCAGUGAAGCUCCGAUCGUGCGCAAGCUCAGCACGUUAAAGACCAGGGACUCUCUAACAGUAGGCGCUCGGAUCGAUGAGGCCGGCUCGCACAGGUGACUGGGGGGCUAAGACGUGUGACGUCAGCUGGACUUUUUUUUUUUUUUUUUUUUUCUUUUUUUUUUUUAUUUUCCUCUUUUUUGGAUGGUUGGUUUUUAAAGCCAUUAAAGGUAUCUAGUUGGCACGGAUGUCCAAAGAAAUGUUUGCACGUGGGGGCAUCAGUGUCCGCUGGGGAAUGGGGGGGGGGGGUGGCGCGAUGCGUUUUGACAACAAAUCCUCAGAGGAUGAAUCACAAAAUGUCGAUUUUGCAUAGAACAGCUAUUCACAACUAAAAUUUGACCAUAUUUUUUUUCUUUAAAGAUAUAGUAGGCUAAAUGUCUGAAAGAUAGGGUGAGUAGGUAAGUAAAUCUUAGAAGCUUGGAAAUAUUAGUAAUAGUAUUUUGAAAAAAAUGUUAGUAUUGUCUACCACAAUGUUAGUAUUUUGACCAAGUUUUAGCAAAAUCCGGGGGGGGGGGCGUUUGAUAUCUCUCUGUUUCUCUCUCCCCGCCCCCGUUGCGGACGCCCAAGCUUGUUGGGUAGGAAGAUGUGCCAGGGUGAGCUUAGAUUAAUUAGUUGGUCUACACACAUAACUUUAGUGUGUUUGAGGACAACCUCGUCCCAACCUUUCUUUAAAGAUGUUUGUUGUGCACAUUUGUGUACGGAACUGUGCAAAAUGAAAUUGUUAAAAGUCCCUCAACGUUUAGUGACCUAAAUGAGAUUUAAAUGUGGAUACUGUGGUCCGUGUGGUCAUACGAGGACGUCCUUUCUACGUGGCAUCACUCUGAUUUCUUGUUCUUGUUGAAUGCAUCACUAGGGCUAGAUCCGAGCUUCUCACAUUUUCAGUGUGAUGUACCAGCGUGAAGUUGCUUACACAAUAGGACCCGUUACUCAGUUUAUAGACGGUUCUUUUUCGGUUUCUUUCCUUUUAAAUGUGCUACGUUUGGCGGACCAGCGUCCAAGAUUGGAGCCCAUUAGUUGGUUAAAAUGCUCCCUUGGUUAUGUGACUCGUGUCGAUCCCAUGUUACAGCAAACCUUUUAUUUUCCAUCUUGCUCAUUUCACUUUCCGUAACCCAUGUCAUAGGACGCCACGCCUUCAAGUUAAAUGCAAGAGAUGCAGAUAUUUAGUUGCUCUGUGUCAUACUUUUUUGAGAAAAGGAAAUCUGUUUGUAUCAGUCGUAUGGGAUCAUUUCUAAUUACUGAAUGAAGGAAAAGACAGGUUUUCUUGUACACUAAACUACGUGGGCUGCCGUGUGGUCUAAACUUAGCCAGUCUCAAGUUCAUGGUCUGGAGUUCAAUUCAUUGUCUGGAGUUCAAUCCCCACCAAGCCCAGUCAAGCAAAAACAUCACCAGCAACCCGUAUGGCAACUCGUCUAAGAGAAGGGAACUCUGAAUUCAAACCCGGAGAUGGAGUCCCGUAGGCGGAUAACAUUGGCACGAUUGAACAUUCCGGCAAAUCCUGCGACGCCACUGGUGCCAAGCUUUAUCAUCCGCAUGAUGUUCCCUUUGGGUUAUCCAGCGGCGUGGAGAGAGGCGAAUUACUUAUAUCAGGAGCCUCUUAAGAUCUGUGGAUGUCUUCUCGUCGUGCGCCCUAAUCCGAUUUGACGGUGGUCAUGCAUUGAUCCGACAUAUGGAUAUCCUUAAUCGUGGUCGAGCAUAGUUUGAUAUUUUCAAGCAUAGUUUGAUCAUGUCAAGCAUACUUCGAUCGUGCCAAGCAUAGUUUGAUCUUUUCAAGUAUACUUUGAUCGUGUCAAGCAUAGUUUGAUCAUGUCAGGCAUAGUUUGAUCGUGUCAAGCAUAAUUUGAUCAUGUCAAGCAUACUUCGUUCGUGCCAAGCAUAGUUUGAUAUUUUCAAGCAUACUUUGAUCGUCGUGUCAAGCAUAGUUUGAUCAUGUCAGGUAUAGUUUGAUCGUGUCAAGCAUAAUUUGAUCAUGUCAAGCAUACUUCGUUCGUGCCAAGCAUAGUUUGAUAUUUUCAAGCAUACUUUGAUCGUGUCAAGCAUAGUUUGAUCAUGUCAGGUAUAGUUUGAUCGGGUCAAGCAUAAUUUGAUCAUGUCAGGCAUUGUUAAAGGUGUCAAGCAUAUAUAGUUUGAUCGUGUCAGGCACAAUUUGAUCGUGUCAAGCAUAGUUUGAUCAUGUCAAGCAGAGUGUGAUCGAUGUCUAUUAAAGUUUGAUCCAUGUCAUCUAUUGAUCUGACGCAUGGGCAGCUUUAAUCGUGGUCAAGGAUUUUUUCUGAUCCUUCUCUAUCUGUGAGCUGACAGGGAAUGCACUCAACAUUGGAGACCGUGAAUAUUAUAUAGCAAAACUUCAAAGCUAUGACUAAUUUAAUGGGCACGUGUAGAGACAUAAGUGGGCACAUACUGAGACAGUAAGCAUAUAUAGAGAAAUAAGUCGGCACAUACUGAGACAGUAAGCAUAUAUAGACAAGUAAGUAUAUAGAGAGAAAUAAGUGGACAUAUACUGAGACAGUAAGCAUAUAUAGACAAGUAAGUAUAUAGAGAGAAAUAAGUGGACAUAUACUGAGACAGUAAGCAUAUAUAGAGAAAUAAGUGGGCACAUACUGAGACAGUAAGCAUAUAUAGAGAAAUAAGUGGGCACAUACUGAGACAGUAAGCAUAUAUAGACAAGUAAGUAUAUAGAGAGAAAUAAGUGGACAUAUACUGAGACAGUAAGCAUAUAUAGAGACAAGUAAGCAUAUAUAGAGAAAUAAGCGGGCACAUAUAGAGACAAGUAAGCAUAUUUAAAAAAAAUAAGGGGACACAUAGAGACAAGUAAGCAUAUUUAAAGAAAUAAGGGGACACAUAUAGAGACAAGUAAGCAUAUUUAAAGAAAUAAGGGGACACAUAUAGAGACAAGUAAGCAUAUUUAAAGAAAUAAGGGGACACAUAUAGAGACAAGAAAGCAUAUAUAGAGAAAUAAGGGGCACAUAUAGAGACAAGUAAGCAUAUUUAAAAAAAAAUAAGGGGACACAUAUAGAGACAAGUAAGCAUAUUUAAAGAAAUAAGGGGACACAUAUAGAGACAAGUAAGCAUAUUUAAAGAAAUAAGGGGACACAUAUAGAGACAAGGAAGCAUAUAUAGAGAAAUAAGCGGGCACAUAUAGAGACAAGUAAGCAUAUUUAAAGAAAUAAGGGGACACAUAUAGAGACAAGUAAGCAUAUUUAAAGAAAUAAGGGGACACAUAUUGUGACAAGUGAGCAUAUAUAGAGAAAUAAGUGAGCACAUAUGAAGCCUGGAGUGCUCAUGUAGAUUCAUAAAGAGACAUUAGUGAGCACAUAGGCAGACAUUGUUUGGUAAAUGCUGAGCAAUAACGCUGAGAACUAAGUGGACACAAACCAGAGCAAUACUGCUGCGAACUAAGUGAGCACAUGGAGAGAAAUACAAGAGCACAUGCAGGUACCCUAGAGUUGUUCCGUCAAAGGACAUAGCCCGAUGCCGGCUUUGUCGGGUUAGCUAGCCAGUUUUGUGUGUAGAGUGUAGAGACGUUUUAUAAAGUGCCAGUGCCUGUAGCGGUGGAGUUAAAAACGAAAAGAAAAGAAGACUCUCUAGUUCCACUAGCUUCUCAAGCUGUUACCCUACAAUGCAAAAAAAGAAGAGAAGUUCCGCCCCUGUUUGCGCUCCUGUUUGCGCUCCUGUUUGCGCUCCUGUUUAUGCUGUUGUUUGCGGGUAUGAAGUAAGAAACGGGCGAAAGAUCAUCUUCUGUCUAAUCGAUCGUAAGUGCUGUCGAUUGGGGGGUGCAAGGUGUCGAGUAUAAAGGGAAAAAAUUAUCGGUUCUCAACUUCAAAUUGUGAAUCGGUGGAGUACUUGUGUCAUAGGGUGUGUCACCUUGCGUCAUGUGAUCAGGUUGUGUCACCCUGUGUCAUUUGUUAAUUGUGUCACCCUUGUCAUAUGUUAGAUUGUGUCACCCUUGUCAUAUGAUAGAUUGUGUCACUUUGUGUCAUAGAAUAAAUUGUGACACCCUGUUGUCAUAUUUUAGAUUGUGUCACCCUGUGUCAUAUGUUAGAUUAUGUCACCCUGUGUCAUAUGAUAGAUUGUGUCACGUUUUGUCGUGCUCGGUGUCCACAUGACCACACCGCCACAUGCGUGCUCAACAUUGGUAUAAGAUACACUUGACCCACGCCUUUCAUUUGAUCAAUGUCCGAGAAAGCCUGCACAUAGUGCCAUGGCAGCUUGGUAGGAAUGUCAUUAAGCUCCGCCUUGAAAAGACUAAAAAUUAACCCAUCGUUCUUCCGUUGUGGACACGCCCUGCUCCACGUCAUCUGCCAGUCACGGGGACCUGUAAUAGCGCUUUCAUGUUGCUAAAUUGCCGUACUUCGAUUUGUAUCGUUGGAGAUAGCGCAUGAUGAUCAUUGAUCUAUUAAAACGAAGACUUUUUUUUUUUUGUAUUAAAAAAAAAACAAAAAAAAACAGACAACACCCAAUUUUUCAUGUUUCUAAAUUGCCGUACUUCGAUUUGUAUCGUUGGAGAUAGCGCAUGAUGAUCAUUGAUCUAUUAAAACGAAGACUUUUUUUUUUUUGUAUUAAAAAAAAAACAAAAAAAAACAGACAACACCCAAUAGCUGGGUAAGAUUAAGAAAUGUUGAUUUUCUGAACAUCCCUGGCCCACUUCAGAGACUGUGUAUUGACGUGGUGGUGGGAAAAGUCAAUUUAUGGCUUUUUUUUUUCUUCUAGAUUUAGUUGUUUUUAAUGGCGCAUUUGUUGGGCUGCGCUCUUCUUUAAUUUUAAGAGGAAAAAUAUUGAAAUGGGGAGGAAAUCACGCGUCGUCAUGAAUAGACUGCUGGAGAUAUAUUCCAUAAGAUCGUACCACAGUAACUUAGACUUCGGUGCGACUCAAGCCAGUGUUGUCAUCGCGUCUCAGGGGUUAGACUAUCAUACAGCUCUAAUGACCCGUCCAUGAGUCGUGAUCCUUAAGGCUUUAAAGAAUUCAGAUUUAAUUAAUUUUGAGUAAUACUAAUUUAUCUACAAAUAACUGAACCCCGACAAUGAAGAUUUGUUUCAUCGUUGAUAUUUAAUAAGCUCUUGAAAACCGAACCAAGUUUGGGACUCCCCCUCAUUCGACUUGGAAGACUGGAGCCGUACAGUCAACAAUCACAAUUCAGUUGUCAGGGCCAACAUUGGUCAUUGAAUUGGUAGCAGAUAUGCACACUUGAUUAUAUUAAAGAGUUGUUCUCUGUCUCAUCGGCCUUAACUUGAAAAAGAGUCUCUGGAAGUCCAUGGGACAAGUUAAUUGACAGACAUCGAGCGUGUGUAUGUGUGGACCAUGCUGGUGCAAGCAGACAGUGGUGUGUGGGUGUGUGUGGGGGAGGCGUGUGUUUGUGAGUGGGGUGGGUGCGUGUGACUGUAGACCGUACUGGUGCAGACAGACAUCACCCUAGACAAGAUCGCACGACAAAGUUUCAUUUCAACCGAUGCAAAAGUGAAUCUUUCAUCUGUCAUAAAUGGAAACACAAAUAAUUCGUUGGGCCAACUGUCAAAACUGACAACACUAUGGUAUAUCUCCAGAAAACAUUUCUUAAAUGUACAAAACAAAGACAACCACCCCCCCCCCCACCCCGUACUCACACACAUUCAAUCACAGUCACUGACACAGACGCACGCCUUCCAUCUUGUUCCUGGUUGGCUUUAUGUACCCAAGCAUUAGAGACUAUUAGCGAGGCGCCUUUCAUGAUGGCAUCGUCGGUGGUUGUUGGAAAUUUGCCGACGGUGGCUUCCUUGCGAUCAACUAGAUCUAAGGGUCAUCGAUCCAGUAUGGACAAAGACCUACCAGAUAAAAGUGAUGUGCGGUGUUUGAUCGCCGCUACAGGUUCAAGAAUAUACCGUCUAUCAAUUCCCCGUACACCCCCCCCCCCCCCCCCCCCCCCCCCCCUUUCCACGCUUCCUUUCCCGGGUCUUAAGUGUCGUCGUCGGAUCUGACAUUUUUAGGCUGAACUUAAUGAGAGACCAAUUUUGAUUAGGGCGGUGGCAGAGAGCGGAGUGUGGUGUGUAAUUAUCGCCAAUCGAUAGUUGUGCCGGCGAUUAGUCAUUGGGUGCACCGGGGAGAAGGUGGGACUGACGGGAAACUGGAUAAAUAUUACACCAGACAUGCGCUGUUCAUAUUCCGGCAUUUGCAUUGGGUGGAACCCAAGACAGGGAUUCCCAGACUUUGGUGUUUGGGUGAUUAGGAUUUGGGUUUUGCUUUAAAUUAAAGAGAGGGAAUGUUUAACACACACAAAUUGUUUCUUCUGAACCACAGGUUCCCAACCUUUUUUUUUUUUUUUUUUUUUUUUUAAGUCUUGACCCGCGACUCAAUUUUAUGUUAGCGAAAUGACUCGCGACCCAAUAUAUUUGGUUUUUUCAAAGUUAAUAGGGCAAAAGAAAACACGUUAAAAUAGAUUUAUUGGUAUAAAAUAAUUCAUUAGUAAUACAUUAAAUUUUAAUCAUGCACAAGCUUUAAAAUUAGAGGUUGAAGUUUUGUUACCGCCAACCUCAUCUCACUCUAAAAAUUGUAUCUACUUCUCCCUCUGUGUUUAAAAAAAAAAGCGUUGAAAAUCCACACUCACAGGGAUGAAUAGAAGCAAAUGGCAGUUUUCUGUUAUUUUACUGAACUUUGCGACACCGAUUAAAAAUAAAAAAUUGUUUUAAAAUCAUUCUUUCUUUUAAGUUUUCUAUUUCGGCCGGUGACACCACAAAACUUUGAGUUGGGAACCAGGGUUUGUAUUUAAGGGUCAUUUCUUUUUUUGUUUAUAAUGGCACAAACAUCUGAGCUGUCCAACAGAGAUUUCAUUAUGAAUUAUAAAUCAAUUGUUUUAGCGGAGGAUUAUUUCAGUCAGUGGUUUCCCUUGCUUUAGACUCCAACAGACUACCAGAAGUGUACAUAGCAUAUUGAUAUAAUGACACCUGCACCAGCCCACCUAGCCGCGGUAUAAAACCACUUAAAGAUUACAUUAACUCAACCAAUACCCAAAUCAACCUACCUAACGAACGAAAACAAAACCCCACCUGCGCCCCACACCGUGCCGUAGUCUGAGAACCUGUGACCCGUGGUGCCACGCCCAAUCCCAUAGGAACAAAAAUCAAUGCUAGGGGUAGCUGCAGUAAGUGCUGGUAUUUCUGCCUUCCUUUUGUGGUUCAGUCCUUGUGACUGGUUGGUAUUAAAACCUAGUCCUUACUAACUUCGCGAGUUCAUUUCAAAAGCGUGUUGAAUUAUUCAGAGAUUCUCAAGCAAACGUUCAAAUAAAGUAUUAAGCCAUGACAAAUAAAGAAGAAAAACUACAAAUAAAGAAGAAAAACUAUGUGUUCAAGCAACAGCUCUUAUGAUUACAUUAGUAAUAACCCAACAAACAAAGGCGGAAGCUGUGCCUGAGCUUUCCAUCUAAUAAAGUUGCUUUACCACAAACAUGCAUUCAAGUAACUCAUUUCAUACGAAAAUCCACGUAAUGCUAACUUCUGAGAAUCUUAUUUUGCGCGCCUAUUGAAUGCAUUUUUACAGCAAAACAUACAUACUUAUAGAUAAUUAUGAUUUGUGACUAUUUAUUGUGAAACUUUGACAGUAAGGCAAUGUCGCAAAACAUGAGUAACUUGUAAAUGAAGUCCCUGCCUUCCCUCGCACCAAGAGUUUUGGUUAUAUGUUGAUUAAAGAUCUCAUUAGAUUGCUUCGUUAUACAUUGUUAUAAGCUAAAAAGUCCUUAAGUUUAUGACCAGGACUGGCUCACGUCCAGUUACCGGUAUAGAUGACAGAGGACAGAUGAUGUCAUAUGACAUGUGAUAAUGACAUAAGAUGACUUAUGUCAUAGGAAAGAGUCAACAUAAAUUUCCCCUCACACACCACCCCCACAAAACAUUUCAGCAACCACUCUGAAAACAUAAAAAAUGCAAGAAGAGAACAUUUCCAACAACCAUUUUCAUAGUCUAAAUAUAUCCUUGCUGUCUGAUUAUGAUUAAAGAUUUACUAAUAUGCCCUCUAAUUGAGUUCUCAAUUAUCUUGCAGGCGCAUGAAGGUGACCAUUCACAAUGUAUCAUCUGAUGAGACUUGUACAGUUCACCAAACGCUGUUGGGCAUCAGAGAGGGCAAGGAAGGAUGGUUCCAUCUCUACUGCCCUGGGGGCAUUGCUUGUGAUGAUGAGGGGCAGCUAUGGGGCGUAAUGGUACAAAAAAUAGAAAUUAAAAUUACAUUUCUUGUUGUGUGUGUUUAUUUGGUACAUAAAUGUUGAAAGAAUUCGUAAAUUCAUAUCAAACUUGAAAAAAGGAAAAAACAAUAUUUUUAGUACAAUACUCCCAGAAGGUAAAAACAAUAUUUUUAGUACAAUACUCCGAGAAGGUAAAAACAUUUUUUUUAGUACAGUACUGAGAUCACAGUACUAGCUCUAGUGGCUGUGGAAGAAAGUUCUGAAAGUUUUUUUUCUGACCUGUGGCCGCCAUUUCAUCCCCAGCUCAACACCCUGAUGAAGUGCUGCUGCAAGAGGAAAAAGUUCCUGAUGAGCAUCUCCAAGAUGAUUGGUCCCAUCAUGCUCCUUGCACUCCGAGAUAACUUUGCUGCCAUUGAGGUGAGCUCAUCCACUACUAUGCCUACGGAAAAAAAAAAAUUUGUCUUUCAUUACAUCAGAGAAUUAAAUAAAUAAGCACAUUAUUUAUUGAUUUGUCAUAAAUGAAUUUUUGAAUGAAUUGUUAUGUGCAUUGCCAAAGAAAUAUUAUAUAAUUCUAAAAGAUAAUAGUUCAAAACCAUAUUGUUUAAGGAUUACAGAUUUAACAAAUUUAACAGCCACUACAAGUUGUACUGGUAUAAGCAAUCCUGGGUAUGUUCCAGGUGUGUUGUACCCCACUCUUACUCUCAACAUGUUUGUCAAUGUCCAGUACAAGCAAUCCUGUGUAUGUUUCCAGGUACUGUGUGCCAUGCUAGAGCUGGAAGUAGUGGAGGGCCAUGAUAUGAAGAUGCAGAUGAUCACCACACUGCAGUCCACCUGUGAAGGCAAACGCAUGUAUGCCCAGCUGUGUGAGAGACAGAUUGCCAUCAAAGAAAUGGUGGGUUGAUUCAUGGGAUAUUAUAGAGUCAUAACCAGGGUUGCACCGGAUUUCAAAAAGGAAGAUUAUCAAUGAAUCGGCCAGAGAUAAUCAGACACUACCAAUUAACUAUUGCUUAUUUAUCUUUUUAAUUAAAAUUAUUACUGUAACUAUACAUUUUAGUUAAUUAAUAAAUGGUGCCUUGCCUCCCCCCUCCCCUCAAUCCCAGAAUAAAUCAUCUUCAAAUAGUCCCCAUGUGCAGCGAACGCAAUCUUUAGUAAAAUUGGUAAUACAGUAAUACCUUGUUUAUCGCAGGCUCACUUUUUGCUGUUUUGCUGUCUCACUAUAUCGCAGAUUUUUUACUUGUAAAUAUAUCUAAUAUUUUAUCGUGUUUUCUUUGCUAAAUAGCGAGAUUUUUUGGUAUGUAGGGUUAAUUAUUUUUGCGGUAAAAUAGGCAUUUAUAAAAGUGUUGGAAAGGUUAUAACAGUAUGGGAAGGUUUAUAAGAGAGUGUGGAGGGCUUAUAAGUGUGGGGAGGGUUUAUAAGUGUGGGGAAGGUGACUGUUUGACUUGUACUAUUCUUCGUUGCAGCAACAGAAAGGUGGUCCCAAGAAACUCACUCUACCCAGCAAAUCCACGGAUUAUGACCUCACGCGGAUGUUAAGUUCUGGAUCAUUUGGUAACCUUGAGUGCCUGAGCCUCGCUUUCACCCAGGUGACCAGUGCCUGCGCCAACGACCUGAUCAAACUGCCAUCACUUCGCUAUCUCAAUCUGUGGUCAACUCAGGCAAGUUUGGCUCAUUUUGUUCCAUGACUUUUAGCAGACCCCGCCUAACAAACAUAAGAGCCACAUCACAGAAAUAAUCACAUUGUAUAUCUGUUUCUGAGAUUAGGAUUAGUGUUUUUCCCCCCUUAGAUCACACUUACCUUUGUCUGAUAUUUCCUGGAAUAAUACUGUUAAAUAGUGUUAACUGCAAAUGUAAUUUAUUUUCCUGACUUAUAGUACAACACAAUUUAAAUUAUCUCAGAUAUUUAAAUUUCAACAAGAAAUACCACCUCUUCUGAAGAGUCAACUUUGUUCCUAGUUUCAUAUUUUAAUAAUUUAUGCUGAGGUUGGAGAAUGAAAUGGAAAGCUACACUGGCUUACAUUAAUGGAUCAAUUUAACAGCAUGUAAAUUAGACAAAAAUUGAUCUUUCCAGUAGCUGCCCACUGAAGAAUAUUUUCUGUGGAAUCCAGUAGAAGUGCAAUUUGACUAGAACUGAAGAUAGGGCUAAUAAAAACUAAAGAUUAAAACCAAGCAACUUUACCUUCUCAAGGAAAACCACUCAGAAGACAAUGAUCUUUUGGUCUGACCCCAAAAUAAAAAUUGUGCUCUUUUAAGGAGAUAAGUUCAUCAUGAAAAAAGAAAGAAAAUGAAUGUUUUAUCAUCUUAUUUGUUCCAGUUUGGUGACCAAGGUCUACAGAUCAUAUCUGAACAUCUUCACAAGUUACAAGUACUUAACUUGUGUGAGACACCAGUCACUGAUAAGGGACUCACCUGCCUUGCUUGUAUGUUGUUAUUGUAUAUAUAGAUAUAUUAUGUUACUAUAUAUAUUAUGUUUAUAUAGAUAUAGAUGUAUAUCUAUCUACUGGGAGCACAGUUGAUUUGAUGUUCUUGGGCCACUGUUGGGUUGCCUUAUAAGAUCAUAGUAGGUUUUCUCUGAUACAGUUUUCCCCAACAUGGGCCCCCCCCCCCCAUGUAGAGCAUUAAAAAGAGUAUGUGGGUUAUGAUAUGUGGGGUCAUUUAUAUAUUAUGUUUAUAUAGAUAUAGAUGUAUAUCUAUCUACUGGGCGCACAGUUGAUUUGAUGUUCUUGGGCCCCUGUUGGGUUGCCUUAUAAGAUCAUAGUAGGUUUUCUCUGAUACAGUUUUCCCCAACAUGGGCCCCCCCCCCCCAUGUAGAGCAUUAAAAAGAGUAUGUGGGUUAUGAUAUGUGGGGUCAUAUUGUCUCUGAGGUGUACACUUGUGUUAAUCUUUCAUGGGCCCACAUAGAUUGACUGGUCAACUUCCAGUGUUUCCCAAUUGCUCCAUAAGUGCAUUUGGUCCCAUAUACUGUAGUUGAUAUAUCAAAUCACCUGAGCAAAAUGGUCUGUCAUUUGAGUGACAGACUUUCUGAUUUAAAAGAUAUGUGUUUUGCUCCUUGCCUUACACAACAAUGCUGGUGACUCUAAGUGUGGUGAAGUUAGUGAAUCUAAAUAGAAUAACUGUGGUGAUGCUAGUGAAUCUAAGUGUGGUGGUGCUAGUGAAUCUAAGUGUGGUGUGUUGGGAACUAAUUGGGUUGAGGAACACUGUUCUAACAGAACCACAAUUUGUCUCUGGACCUGUCCUCUAUCCUAACCUUACAUCAAUUUUUCCCCAGCAAUGAAAAGCCUACGUAAACUGAACCUCAACAGCACCAACUUGUCUGCCCUUACAUUUGAAGGCUUGAAGGUGAGCUUGACACUGGUAUCACUGUUAAAAACUUGGGCACACAAUAACAAUAACUCUUUUAUUAAGUUGUUGCAAUUAUCUGCCCCUUGUUCAUCCUAUUGAUUCACCAGCUCUGCUGAACAAAAACUGGAUUGGAUUCCAUUUUGAGGCAUAGAUGACUGCCAUGAAUGCUUUUAUUUCUUGGAGCAUGGGGGAUAUAUUGCUGCUCCGAAACAUGAGAAAUAUGAGAAGCGCUGAUCUGACCGCUGAGGUUUUCAAAUUAUUGAAUGUCAUGGCUACCGUGGUGUCCUUUCCUGGAAUGGGAAGGAAAUAUCUCUAAGAUACAUUUCAGAAGCAUUGAUGUUACAUUAGAGAUUUUGAAUGAAUGUCUGAUAUCGAUGUGGCUCAGUCUCAACAAAUUAUUGCUCUGACUCUUGUCAGAUUGGUUUAUCUUGCCGUUCCCCCAUACAGUUUCUACUCAGGGGUGUCAUUUCGGGGGGGAGGGGGGGGGGGCUAAAACCAAAACUUGGUCUCGGCUUGCUAAGUUGUUUAUUACUGGAGGCGCCAGAGUACUUAGCAAUUUAAAUAAAACCUGCAGGGAGGAGGGGGGGGGAAUAUGUCCCACCCAAAUGACGUCCCCUUUUCUGUUCCUCUGAAAUAUUUCUUUUACUGAGAUAUUUCAAUGCUCCAUUGCUGUAAAUUCCAUUAGCUUAUAAAUGACAAUUCAAAUUUAGUUUAGCUCUUAGUACUUUUAAUCACCCUUUCAAUUAUCAAAAAAAGAACCAUCAAUUUUUAUAUAUUUUUGAUUAAGUUAAUGAUUCUAAUACAUUAUUGCAUGCAGACAAAAUAUUGUGCAUCUCAAAUUCUUACCAUUAUAACUAUUAUUAAUCUUUAAGCAUUCACAUACAAAAUUUAGUUACCUAGAGAUAGGCAGCAACAUACAAUUAUGAGUUCUUGUAACAUUGCAUUAACAUACAUUUUGAUUUACUUGGAGAAAAGCUAUUUCAUAAAAUAUUUACUUACUUAAAAUGAAAUGGUAUUAGCAUAAAUUAUUCAUUUACUUAAGAAUUCACUUUCAUAAAAAUCAUUCUGUUUUUGUAAGAAAUAAUGAAUAAAAAAAUGAAUCACCUUAAGAAAUACGUUUGAACUUGAUAGGGAAUUUGCGAAUGUUUAAAUUACUGCUUUUCAGACUCAAACAAAUUUGAAAAAAUCUUUUCCAGGAGAAGUUGCCAGCCCUACAAGAGUGCGAUGUUCGCUACACUGACGCCUGGUGACUGUAAGCGCGAGGAGUGGGUCCCAAGUUCCAACUAGAUUUGUCUAAGCCACAAAUCUGGGAGAGUUGUCAAUGACUCUGUCUCACUGCCUUAACGCGCACCCCCAAAAUUAAUACAAACUGUAUGUGGAUAAGUAGCUACACUUUGUGGAUAUAUAUAUAUAUAGCUACACUCUGUGGAUUAUAUAGCUACACUAUUUGGAUAUACUACAAGAGGAGUUUUCUUACUUUCUUACAUCCAAAUAUGGCGCAC
Lymnaea stagnalis (great pond snail) is the source of this 86039-nucleotide messenger RNA. The record is from the annotation of a GenBank genome assembly. NCBI's taxonomy places the organism in Eukaryota, Metazoa, Mollusca, Gastropoda, Lymnaeidae.